CAGAUACAACAUGUCAUUGGUUGCAUAUUGCCUCAUUCGUUGUAGAAAGAUAAGCACGUCUGGUACUGCUUCAAGGAGGGAGCAAAACUGGAAGAAUAUCAGUAAGUAAUUAACAGCCAUAACUAUUUGAACAUGGUAUCUAAUUAAUUAAUAUUCGUGUACACCCAACUUAAAAAAUUGGGUUUUUAAUAUUAUUCUUUCUUAUGCCUAUAGUUAACGAAAAGAGGAGAAAUUAAACAAUGUUUCUGUGUCUCCUUUUCUUUUGUAAUGUUUGCUCUUGCUUUAUGUUAUCUGAAUUGGAUUUUCAUGUCAUUUUCUAAAUCUUUAAAAUAAAUAUAAACUCAGAAAACUGUAAUAUUCAUGAAAUUUCACAAAAAGUACAAAUGACUCAUGAUCAUAUUAAAUGCAUGCUUACUAAUGCAAGGAGCCUAUAUAACAAAAUGGGGGAACUAGAGUCAAUAGCAUACACUAAACAAUAUGAUAUAAUAGGCAUAGCAGAAACAUGGUGGGAUGAGACACAUGACUGGGCAGUUAACUUAAAUGGGUACACAUUAUUUAGGAAGGAUAGGAAAAACAAGAAGGGUGGUGGGUAUGUUGGUAUGUCAACCAUGAGUUAAAGUCAAAUCUUAGGCAUGUGGAGUGUGCCGACAAAAAUGUGGAAGCUUUAUGGGUUGAUAUCUGCUUGGGGAAAACGAAGGGAAAUCAAUUAUUGGUUGGGAUAUGAUAUAAACCACCUAAUGUAAAUAUUAAUGCGGAAAAACAGCUGUUAGAGCAAAUUGUGAAAGCUGCAAAUCGGAGUAACACGUUAAUUAUUGGAGUUUUUUAUUACCUGGACAUAAAUUGGGAUAGAGUGACUAGUACUUCAGCAAGGGGAAUCAGGUUUUUGAAUGUGUUAAAUGACACCUUAAUUUUACAACUGGUACAAGCACCAACUAGAAAGGAUGCUUGUCUGGAUCUCAUUAUAACAAACAAUGUUGAUCUUUUGAUCAACAUUCAAGUAGGGAAGCAUUUGGGAAAUAGUAAUCACAAUAUGGUAAUUUUUUAAAAUAAACUCAAAAAAGCAAAAGUACGUGGGAUAUACUAAAACAUAUAAUAAAAAAAAAAAAAAAGUAAAUUUCAAUAAGAUUUGGGCAGCUCUACAACAUAUCGACUAGCAUAAACUCCUUAGUGAAAAAAACACUGAGGAUAAAUGGAAACUAUUCAAACAAAUAUUAGAAAGGAGCAGUUCUCAGUAUGUACCAUGGGGUAAUACAUGUAAAAGAAACAAACUGAAACCAAUGUGGCUUAGUAGAGAAGUAAAACAAGACAUUAAAAAUAAGAAAAUGGCAUUUAAAGUAUGUAAAUCGGACAAAUCAGAGGCAUCCUAUAUAAGAUAUAAGGAAGCCAAUAAUGCUUGCAAAAAGGCUAUUAAACUGGCUAAACUAGAAAAUUAGAAAUUGAUAGCCAAAGAAUGCAAAACCAACCCCAAAUUUUUUUAAGUACAUCAAUUAUAAAAAAUGUUAAAAUUAAAGUGUUUGUAAACUGGAAACAAAGAUGGGUCUGUUAGCUAAUGAAGAUCAUGAAAAGGCAGAAAUUUUAAAUAACUAUUUUUCUCCAGUAUAUAUUAAUGAGGAUCCUAUGGCAAGAGAUAUGGAAAUUAUUGCUGCAAAAAAACUUGCAGAUAACUUGUGAUUGGAUGACUUGAGACAAGUUGCUACAGCAGUUAAAGAAAAUUAAUGUAAUUAAAGCUCCGGGGCCUGACCGUAUUCACCCACGAGCCAAGUGGGGAAAUAAGUGAACCUCUGUAUUUAAUUUUUCAAGAUUCUUUUGUUUCAGGCAUUGUACCGGAGGAUUGGAGGAAGGCAGAUGUUCCUAUAUUUAAAAAGGGUUCAAAAUCCUUGCCUGGAAAUUAUAGACAUGUGAGCUUAACUUCUGUGACUGGGAAAAUAUUUGAAGGGCUACUAAGGGAUAAUAUUCAGGAAUUCAUUGGGAAGAACUUUGUUAUUAGCAAUAAUCAGCAUGGUUUUAUGAAACAUAGGUCAUGUCAAACUAACCUAAUUGCAUUCUAUGAAGAAGUAAGUAGAAGUAUAGAUCAGGGUGUUGCAAUGGAUGUGAUCUACUUGGAUUUUGCCAAGGCAUUUGAUACGAGUCCUCACAAUAGGUUAGUCUUCAAACUAAAAGAAAUUGGUCUAAAUGAAUAUUCAUGUUCUUGGGUAGAACAUUGGCUUUGAGGAUAGAGUACGACGAGUUGUCAUUAAUGGUAAAUUUUCAGGCUUGGCAAAAGGGGUAAGUGGUGUCCCCCAGGGUUCGGUUUUGGGACCGCUUCUAUUUAACAUAUUUAUAAAUGAUCUUGAAAUAGGCAUUGAAAGCCAUGUUUCAGUGUUUGCAGAUGACACAAAACUUUGUAAAGUAAUCAAAUGUGAGCAGGAUAUUGCUUUGCUGCAGAGGGAUUUGGAUAAAUUGGGGUACUGAGCACUAAAAUGGCAGAUUAAAUUUAAGUUAUGCACUUCGGGGUCAAGCAUGCACAAGCAACUUACACCCUAAAUGGUAGUGAAUUAGGGAUAACCACACAUGAGAAGGAUUUGGGAAUUGUUAUAGAAUACAAAUUAGGCAGCAAUAUGCAAUGUCAAUCUGCAGUUGCUAAGGUCAGUAAAGUUUUGUCAUGUAUAAAUAGGGGCAUAAAUUCUCGUAAUGAAAAUAUAAUUUUGCCUCUUUAUAAAUCACUGGUAAGACCACACCUUGAAUAUGCUGUGUAAUUUGGGCACCUGUUCUAAAAAAAGAUGUCAUGGCACUAGAAAAAGUGCAGAGACGAGCUACAAAAUUGAUAAAAGGAAUGAAGCAGUUUAGUUAGGAAGAAAGGUUAAAAAAUUCAAUUCUCUUUAGUUUUGAAAAAGAGCGGGAAAUGCUAACAUUAUUCAAAUAUAUUCAGGGCCAGCACCAACCAUUAUCCGGAAAUCUAUUCAUAAACAGAGUCAUACAUAGGACACAAGGUCCUAUGCGUGCAUUUAGGCUGGAAGAAAGGAGAUUUCAUCUAAGGCAAAGAAAAGGUUUUUUUUACAGUAAGAGCAAUAAGGAUAUGGAAUUAUCUGCCUGAAGAGGUGGUUUUAUCAGAGUCCAUACAGAUGUUUAAACUGCAAUUGGAUAAAUACUUGCAAAAACAUAACAUACAGGGAUAUAAUUUCUAAUUAGUGUCGUAAUAGCUGCUUGAUCCAAAGAGACAUCUUACUGCUAUUUUGGGGUUAAGAAGGAAUUUUGUCACAAAAUUGGAAGUGCUUUAGACUAGGUUUUUUGCCUUCUUUUUGAUCAACAGCAAAAACAUAUGUGAGGAAGGCUGAACUUGAUAGACGCAAGUCUCUUUUUCAGCUAUGUAACUAUGUAAAACUGAGCAUCUCAUGAUAAAAGGUUAAAAAAUGCUAUAGGGUCAGGAACAAAAACAUUUAUUUCUGACUCUAUAGUGUUAAAAACACUAUCUAGCCCCCCUCCACCCACCCCCUAAACAUAGUAAAAUCUUCCCUUUAUUCCAGUCUGCUGGUGCUGGUGCUGGUGCUGGUGCUGGUGCUGGCUACAAUUCUCUCACACUCCCAGACUCAAUUGUAAAGGAGGUGGUGUAGGCAUCUCUCAAUGUACCUUCUAAACCAAUCAUAACUCCACCUGCCCUAUCCUUUUCUUCUUUUGAAGUUCACACUGUCCGCCUAUUUAAACCCACUCCUUUAACAAUUGCUAUAAGCUAUUUUUUGCGCCAAACUGUUUCUGGAUAUGCAUGGCCACUUUUGUUAAACUUUAUUAGCUUGUCCUGCAAUUUUGGCCUAAAUGUUUUUCAUUAUUUUGCACUUGCCUUCCAUUUGGACUUGUAUAGUGUGAUAUUCUCCCCCUGUUACUCUUCCCCCGAAUUAACCCUGUAUUUUCUGCUUUAUUAGCCUGUUUUCUGUUGCUGGCACCUUUUCUUUCCUAUGCUUUACUCUGGUCUCGGCGAUUGCGGCAUUUUACCGCGGGCACGCUUUUUAUUCAUUGGUGCUGGGACUUCAGGGCAGGUCUCAGGGGGUUGUGGGUGUCAGGGGGACUCUAUUCCAGGCCGUAUCCUCAAUCGCGGGCCACACUGCACUUUUGCGUGCAAACGGCGGCCAUCUUGAAUCUCGCAAGAUUCCUGUUGGCCAUGUCGUUUGGCCAGUUCGUGAUUCCCACGAACUGGCAGCUAGUUCUGUACUGUUUCAUAUAUUUUUCCUGUGAAAUAAAAGUUUUAAAAGUACUUUUGAGCUCAACACGGUUACAUAUCAUGGGCAUGUGGAAUAAAGGUUUUAUAUGUACCUUUUCUGGAAGAUUAUGAAUGGACUGUUCACUGCUGAGCUCUAUACUGUCAUAUUUCAUUGGCAUGUGAAAUAAAGGUUUUAUAUGUAACUCUGCAUGAAUAUGUAGGACUGAUCCCUGCUGUGUGCAUAUAGUGGAUGCAGUACUCAUGUCUGCUGGCAGUUUGCUCUAUUCUGUUCUAUACAAUUGACAUGUUGAAUAACAGUUUUAUUGUACAUCUGGAGGAUUAUGAAUGGACUGUUCCCUGCUGUGGGCAUAUAGUGGAUGCAGUACUCAUAUCUGCUGGCAGUUUGCUCUAUUCUGUUCUAUACAAUUGACAUGUUGAAUAACAGUUUUAUUGUACAUCUGGAGGAUUAUGAAUGGACUGUCCCCUGCUGUGGGCAUAUAGUGGAUGCAUUACUCUAUCUGCUGGCAGGGAAAUUAAAUAGAGCUGAUAACUUACUCAGCUCCCUACUCCCACUGGACCUCACAACCAUUGGAUACACUCUUUCCCACAGGGAUACACCUCCCAGGACACAGUAGUGCAGGCACAUAACGGAGACCCCCCUUUUCACUGGGUGACCCCCAAGCAUAGCAGACACCUCUCCAAGUGACAGUGUGGUACAGGGGUGACCCCCCUUACGCUGGGUGACCCUCUAGCGAAUCUGGUUCCUGUGCUUGUGACAUACAUAUACUGGGGUGAUCCCCCUAUGCUGGGUGAACCCCAAGCGAAUAUUAUUCCGGUACUAGUGACAUACAUAUACUGGGAGGAACCCCCACGCCCUAGGACGGGCUCAUAUCCACGAGUACGAUAUGUUACUGUAUGCACAGACCGGGUCACACUGGAUACAUGUAUAUCGACAGAGCCAGGAAGGAGAGCUCACGGUGCUGCCACUUCUCCGCAGUACUAUAUCCUAUAAGGGUGACCCCUUGGAUAAUUCGGAGGCUACCAUACCUCUCCAUACACGGGCUACGUCCCGACAUUAUUGACCGCUCAUCCCGGUCUUAUUGAGGGUAACCCCCUCCUCAGACCACUCCCAGGAAAUCUCUAAGUGGUACUGAUUGAAACAAUUCUGGGUGACCCCCAGUCGUACAUGGAGGCCCACUAAGUGGCAAUAAGUGUACUACCAUACCUGACACCUGUUCGGUACCCCAUAGAGUGUCCCAACAUGCCAUAAGAGACAUUCAUACAGGGGUGACCACCCUACGCUGGGUGACCCCCAAGUGAGUCUUACUCCGGUGCUAGUGGCAUAGGUACAAAGGGGUAACCCCCCUGCCGGAUGGGGUGACUCCCCGCGUCCUUUCUAGGGCUUCUACCUUCAGAGUACGCUCUGUCAUUGUAUGCACAGACCAGGGCACACUAGAUGCAUGUAUUUCGACACCUCUAUGUUUCAACUGGGGUUCUGUACGCCCUUCCUUUAACCGAGAAGGAGAACUCACAGUGCUGCCAAAACUCCACAAUUCUAGACCAUAUAAGGAAGAACCCCGUGGACUAUAUAUAUUGAGGCUUUCAUGUCUCACAGACUCGGGCUGCGUCCCGACAUUGCAGACCGCUCAUCCCGGUCUUACUGAGGUUGUCCUCAUUCUCAGACCACUCCCCGGAUCCUGCGAAAGUGAUACUGAUUGAUCAAAAUUCUGGGUGACCCCAGUUAUUUGCGGAGGCCCACUGAGUGGCAAUAAGUGUACUGUUGUACGAUCCUGUCUCCCACAGAUCGAAAGGGUGUAAACCAACAUGUCGGACUUCCCUCAAUAUCCCAACUUAUUUUCAGGCUAGGAUUAAGUCUGCCAUGGCAGCUUCGGGGGAAGAAGUCCUCUCCAUCCGACAGAGCGGGUGCAACGGCACCAACACCAAUGGAAGAUUGAGAUACCGACAACGUUAGGUCGGACACCCAUCAUCAGGGGACGAGGACUUCAUCCCCCCCUUCUCUGGAGAUCAUGAAAGAAUGGAGGGCAGAAGAGUCUCCAUCUGAAGAGGUAAAAGUGACAAGACCUGCCUAGCAAGAAAGGUUUUUCUUUGGCACACUGGACACUCCUGUUUUGACUCAUGCACCAUCCGACACCCAGGGUCAUCCGAAUGGGGUUAACCGGAGCACCGGGCACACUUUGCCCACUUCUGGCUCAGGAGGCCUAUGGGAAAAGAAAUCCAAGACAAGCUCAGGAUGGAAUGCCCACGCCCUCUAUGUCCGAACAAGAUAGUCCUCACCAUGGAGCUUGUGGUGAUAUGUAUGUCCCGAUCAGGCCGGGGUCCAUGUAAAGGUGUAGGAGGAGGACUCAAAACGAGUUAAGAUGAAAUACUGGACAUGAUCAGCCCGGGAAAAAAUGCUAUACUUUGCGGACCUGACCCCACCCAAGACUCAUCUCUAGAAGCUCACGAUGUGAGGGAAUGGGUGCAAAGGGCAAUAUGUAGGUUGGGGAACACAAGGCAGACAGGUACACAGAACGGCACAAAGCAGCCCGAUUAAAGAUGGAUUUCAAACUAUUGAAGUUAGGGACGAAAGAGCGAGGACCUCAGGUGGACGGACUAUCGUUUGGAGAACCAUUUAUCUCAGCAACGAUUUGGUAGUAAGGAAGAAGAUAGGAGACUAUCGUCCAGUCAUCAACCUACGCCAACCCAAUGGUUUUGGGGCGUACCGACAACUCAAGAAGGAAGGUAUCCAUCUCUUAGGGGAUCUACAAGGUUGGGCUUGAAGGGCACUUACCUACAGAUUCACAUGGUGCCUCAUGAAGUUUCUGAAGUCAGUCACGGCACACUGAAAAGCAAAGGGUAUCCGGUGUUGCAUACCUAGACGACUUACCUUUUGCAAAUCCAAUUCAUGACUACGUUUACAAACGAGAUUUCUGUUUACAGUUUAGGGAAUUGUUGGAAUUCAUAGUGAACAGAGAGGAGUCGGUUUGAUCCCAGUUCCGAGUGAUUCACUUCAUCUACUUCGGAAUAGAUUCCACCUUGGGCGGAUUACACCUUCCCACAUCAUUGAUAGCGCCGAUUUGGAAGGAAAUUCGACGGGUACGGCGGAAAGGCACCAUAACCCUUUGACUAUUUCCCAGGACCGCUUCACUACCGGGCCAGACAGUGGCUGAAAGCUCACUGCCUGAGAUCCGGACACACCUAUGAAAUUGGGAUCAGAAUAGCGAAAACUUUGAUAGUACUCAUUACCGCGGUACAGGAGUCAAGCGUGACACCCAGAAGGGUUGUCCUUAAUCGGGAUCAUCCUCUGCUCCUUCAGUUUUAACUUGCCUUCGGGCAGAUCCAAAAGGAAAACAUCAUCCAUUGAUAAUGCAGGAGCAUCUGGAGUUGGUAGAUUGGUGUCUUUCAGGGGAGACUGGUAUGUCAAGUGACUAUCGCAACCAACUAGAGACCUAUUAUGGGAAUCAUGAACACCAGGUAUUCCACGAAAUAACUUAUCUGCAUUGAACACCUGGAGUUUGCUGGUGUAUGGGAAGGGACUGCAAUCCCUUUGUUACCCCUAUCUCCUCGAUGCUGGAUCUUUAUCAGACCUUUUCUCUACUGGCCGAUCGAAACGUUCCAUUAACGGGCUACGUUCCGCGAUUUCGACGUCUCAUAGCAUGAUUCACGACUCUCCAGUCGAUCAGGAGCCUUUGAUAUGCCGCUUUCUGCAGGGUAUCAAACUAUCCAGAACAAUGCGUCAAAGUAUCACUGGUUUGGGACUUUGAUUUGGUUCUUUUGGAGCUAGUCAGAUAUCACGGUCCUAUCCCACCGUCAGCCAUUAGCCUUGAGUCAGGUUACUUUUAGGUCUUUUCGUCGGGUAUCAGAUGUACUGGAGUUCGACGUAGACGGUCUUUUCGGUAUCACCGGAAGGAAUGAUUUCUACAGUGUCUCGUAGAACUAUAUCUUAUCCACGUCCGUAUCGUUCCCUGCUACCAACGGUCUUUGUGCAGUUAAAGCGGUACUUUGUUACAUGGAGAUCACGACAACACUUAGAAUGUCACAUUCAGGACAUCUGCUGGUCUUAUACCAACCAUACAAGCCAGUUACCAGGAACACUCUGUCUAGAUGGGUUCAUUGGUUGUUAUCGCUAGCGAGGGUGGAGACGUGUUUGGGUACUCAUUCGGUAAGAGGCGCGGCUGCUUCUCAGGCCUUCACGAGGGGGCCUCUAUAUUUUACAGCAACGAAUUGGACACUACUUCCGUAUAUUUAUUUUUGUCAACCACACACGCAUCCUUCUCGCUCAUACCACAGCUUUAAAAAUGCAAAAUAUGAAGCCUCCUGUCAUGUGAUAAAAUUGUAGAUUAUGCUAACGUAGUGUACCUAUAAUCUUAAUUUUAAUAAUGACAGGAGGGGAGUAUUUUCCCUCCCUGUUUCCCUCCCUAUACUCUGGAAAAAUUUUAUAUUUUGGUUUGUCAUUUUCUCAGUGUAAAUUAUAAGGUUUUGGUAAUUCAGUAUAUUUAUGGGUUGCUUAUUUGGUUGACAUGUGUUAGAUCCGUGUUGAUUAUUAAGUAUGCUAUGGUUGUUUAAUGUUUCAGUAUAUUAACGUAAUAUAAAUAUAGAUACAUAUAAUACUGGAUUUAAUGUGGACAACAUCACCUUUCACGCAUUUCUGUUCUUUUCAGCGUAAUCAUCAUAGAUGGAUUUGAUAAGAUAAAGCUGGAAGGUUUCAAGUUUCGUUUCAAGUUAUGUGCUACAUGUUACUCAGGACUGUUAUUUGAAUUCCCUGACGCUAUAAUAGACUGUUUUUCACAUCAAAGAAAGAGGAAGUCAUAUGUCUGUCAGGGCUUUAUAUAUGGAUGUGAUGCCUGUUACCGAUUGGUUUAAAGUUUAUUGAUUGACUUGUGCUGCUGGAGGCAUAAAGUAAAGAAAGUUAUGCAAAAUACUCGCCUCCUGUCAUUAUUAAAAUUAAGAUUAUAGGUACACUACAUUAGCAUAAUCUACAAUUCUGGUUCUUGGUUUCAAAUCUCUACAUAAUGCUGUCACCUAUAGAUGUCCCGUCUAGGCCCUUACGCUCUGCUGAAGACUUAUGUCUAUCUUCUGUUCGUACUGCCACCUCUGAUGCUCGCCUUCAAAACUUCUUGAGGGCUGCACCGUUCCUGUGGAACUCACUUCCCUCCUCCAUUAGAUGCUCACCCAGUCUCCACUCCUUCAACAAAUCAUUAAACACCCAUAUUCUUCAUAAAAGCGUAUUAAUUAAACUGUUAAUAGCUCCCAACUGAUUCCUCUCUUGCAACUGUCAUUAGUCUAAUACUAUCCUCACCUUUUGUGCCACUUUACCCCACUCCCUCUAGCAUGUAAGCCCUCAACCCCCCUUUUCCUCUGUGUUGCAAAGCCCCCUCUGUCUGCUACAUUUUUUCCACUUUGUUGUUAAAACUCACGAACACGGUAUCAGGUCAUUUGUCUGUACGAAUGAUUGACCACCCGGCUCUCGGCGUGUGCCGCCAAUUAACCCCGUUCACCGCUACUGUGCCGAACGGAAUACCGUAUCAACUGUCGAACGAUCGACCACCCUACCUGAGGAGUGUGCCCACCUUGGAGUUGUGGUUUUGUGGUUAACCGAAGUCUAAUUUACAGUCGACAGGGUGGUCGUCGUUUGUAUGCAUGAACACGUGGCGGUGGCGCACGAAAUGCCGAAUGAACUGUCGAACUAUCGACCACCCUACCUGAGGAAUGUGCCCCUUAUUAACCACCUAGGAGUUGCGGUUUUGUUGUUAACCGCAGUCUUAUUUACAGUAUACACUAACAUGUGGUGGCGGCCAUCUUUAACUGCCGAGCGCCCAGCGGGACUUGGUCGUCGACCGCCUGGUACCAUUUUUGGCUACUGUUUCAUAUGUUCCCCGCUGGGAUCCUCCGUGUCCCGCGCGUUCGUGCAUAAAAUGCUGAAUACCCUGAAGUUCGGUAUUUUAAGACUAAGAAGGAGACACCGACUCCAUGUAGGACACUAUGACCGAGGAGUUCUGGGUUGUUAAUUGCCAAACAGCCCUUGAGACAAUUUUAUCCUCAUUGCAUUCCCAUACCAUUCGUGAGAUCUGAGCGCUUUUCGGAUAACUUGUUCGCUCAGAUCCAAGCUGUCUGGGGAUAUGUUGAAUGUGUACAUUAGAGAAUAUGAUGUCUGAGUUAUGUAUUUUUAUGCAGUUUUCAUGUAUCUGUAACAGAAUAUCGCCUGUACCUGGAGAUAAUUAGUUAUUGUAACCGUUGGUUACAAUAACUAAUUAUCUCCAGGAUAGAGGGGAGGGUUUGAAAAGAUGCACUUUGUCCCAAUUGGUUGCUGUCAUUUGUCACCCUGUGUACACUGAAAAUGUAUAUUUAAGCAGUGCAUUGCCAAACUCACAGCCUCGACUCGUGUUGUAGGGAAAUGCUGAAUACUAGCUUCACCUAUAGCUUGUCGGAUAUUCUACACUUACAGGAUUAUCGCUGUACGCUGUUUUGUAUUUUACUACCGCUCUCCAGGAUUUGAACAAGGACAUCCAAAGCGGUCCAGCCCUCAGCUAGCCUGGGGCAAACGUAACACUCUGUGUUCAACUUGUCUGGUUACAACUACAUGUCUGUUCAUCCACCCACUUCAAAGUGCUGAGGGAUUUGUUGGCGCUAUAUAAAUAAUAUAAAUAAUAACAUAAUAAUAAUAAUAAUAAAUGAAGUUCAACAGCACUCAGGAUACUGUGCUUGUGGUUUAUUUUGAUGUCUCCAGAUCCCCUCAAUAGCAUUAUUUUUCCAUAAUACAGAGUUCAAUUUUUCUCGUUCUCUCACAACUAGCACCCUCAACUACAUAGAAUCUACAAAACACAGUGGUGGUAUUAACACAAGCAAAUAUACUAUGUACAAACACAAUAUUAUGUAAUGCACACAACAGACACAUUUUUCAUGUACAUACUGAUGGCACAGAAUUUAUAAUUGCAUUUUAGUUUGGUUAAAACAUAUAAAAUAUUUGACUUAUUAAUCAAUAAACUUUGUUUUCUUUUGUCUCUUACAAAAAAAAAAGUGGGACGUACACAUAUUUUUACAUUAGUGCGCAGAUGGUGUUGUACAACAAUUUGCUUACAAAACUGCACUCAAUGUCAAUUGAUGAACAGUGCAUUUAUAGGAACCAUUAUGAUCUCAAAAAGCAUUAUCAAAACAGGAUACAUUUGCACUAUGUGCUUCAUAGAUGCACAUGUUGACAUAUUGUUUAAAGUGUUUAUGCUAUUGCAAACAUAAAAUUAAACCACUUUCAGUAUCCCAAAUAACCAAAGUGAUAUGAUAGCAUUGAACUUGAAUGAUUUAUGGUGACAUAUUUUCUAUAUAGACAUUUGACUUAAACUAAUAAUUUUUGCACAAAAGCAAUUAUCAAUGUCGGUGUUCUCUAUGAAGCAAACCUAGGCCUUGAUUCAAUAUUUUUUGAUUAACUUUUUUUCAAAUGAUUUAAUAUUUUUGGACAAACCUUUAAAAUAUAUAUUUUGUAGCGUCGGAACUGCCGCCAGUGCUGUUGCACCGGGGCCCGCACGCUGAUGUGGUCGAUUGGGACCCAAGCAUUUAGGGCCACCCGAUGGGCCCUAUAUCUUCAGGGACCCGGUCAGCGCUGUGGCCGUGUAGUAGCGCGACCGGGCCCCUUUAAAAAAAAAAAAUUGCAGCCGCAACGCAAGUGCUGGGAGGAAGUGGUCACUUCCUCCCAACUCACUCCACGCAGGAGGAGAGCCAGCCAGGCAUCCUGCAAAGAAAAGGUAAGAAACAGGAGGGUGGCUGGAAAAUGAGCUCUGUAUGUGUAUGUAUAAAUGUAUGCCUGUCAUUAUGAAUGUAUGUCUGUGUGUAUGUAUGGAUGUCAGUGUCAGUAUGUAUGAAUGUAUGUCUGUGUGUGUAUGUAUGUAUGUCAGUAUGUAUGUCUGUAUGUCUGUCUGUAUGUAUGUAUGUAUGUCUGCGUGUCAUUAUGAAUGUAUGUCUGUGUAUGUGUGUGUGUGUAUGUAUGUGUGUAUGGUUGUAAGUGUCUGUAUGCAUGUAUGUCAGUACGCAUGUAUGUCUGUAUGUAUGUCUGUAUGUAUGUAUAUAUGUAUAUAUGCCAGUAUGAAUGUAUGUCAUUAUGAAUGUGUGUAUGGAUGUCAGUGUCUGUAUGCAUGUAUGUAUGUCAGUGUCUGUAUGUAUGUAUGUAUGUCAGUGUCUGUAUGUAUGUAUGUAUGUGUCUAUAUGUCCUUAUGCAUGUGUGUCUGUAUGUAUGUUAGUAUGUGUCUGUCUGUCACUAUGUAUGCCUGUGUAUCAGUAUGUGUGUGUCAGUAUGUAUGCCUAUAUGCGUGCAUGUCUGUUUCAGUAUGUGUGUCUGUUAGUAUGUAUCUGUGUCCUUUUGUAUCAGUGUUUGUGUGUUUGUGUCUGUGUGUGUAUUCCUGUGGGCGGGAUUUGGAGGCAGUCCCUGUGGGCGGGCUUGGAGGCGGUCUCCCGGGGGCCAAGACCCUGAGCUGAGUUACGGGCCCCAAAAUGUCUGGUGGCGGCCCUGUGAAUGUGUGAGCCUGUCAGAGUGAGUGUGUAUGUGUGAGCCUGUUAGUGAGUGUGUGUGUGUAUGAGCCUGUCAGAGUGUGUGUGUGUGUGUGUGCGUUUAGGUACCUGCCCCCUCCUAUCGCAUGAGGAAGGUGUUUUUACUCACCUUUUUUUCCCCAGGCCGUGCCACAUUUGCCUUGGCUGGUACCACCUCAAUGGCUGAAAUUAUCAAUCUUUAUGAUCCCAGCUAACCCAGUUGUAGCGGUUACCCCAGGUAGUAGAGGGGUUUCCACCGCUGGAGGGUGUCCUUCUCCCGAUGAGUGAGGGGUAUUCUCAGCAUCCAGUCUUCAUCCAGUAUGAUUAGCUGUAUAGCUGGUUACCCCAAUAAGAGACAGGACUCUAGAUUGAGGGUGAAGAAGAACUGACUCCAAUGAUUGUUUAUUCCUGCUUAUAUACAAGUUUCCCAGCAAGGUUACCACCCACGUGGAUCUUGUGGGGCACUGGAACUGUAAAUUUAGCAACCAAUAACAUAAAGGCACAUGGAUAAUCACACCCGCUUUUUACACUAAGAAUCCUACCCUCUGCUUGAGAGAUAAUUGAGUUAAUUACUGUAUCAACUCAAUUAUCUCCAACCUAAGAAACAUACUUUUAUGCCAUUUUUGUAAUUUUGUGAGUUUACAUGCAAUAUUCAUAAAACAUAUAUUUUUAUAACCAGUAUAAUUUGGGGACAAACAUAUUCAAAAUUCACUUUAAUCGGUUCAGUGGUUCGGGAGAUAGGUUAAAGUCCUUCUGACCGACCGCACGCAGAUUUUCCUGCCCAAAACAGUUCCACGAAUUCAGGCUGUGCGGUCGGUGUAACCCUUCAUUCAUAUUUAGUUCAAAUUGCACGAACGGAGCAAUUUGUGCUUAAUGUCAGUGGAUGCGGCUAGUUCAACAGUUUGUUCCAUAGAAAUAGCGCUCUGUUCGUAUGGGUUUAGCCGAACGCACAGAAAGUAGAAGUUUCAGCUGUGUUUGUGUGAAAAGUAGCCGAAUAUAGUUCCACACAUUCGACAGGGAGGCAGGGAGGUUAACGAGGACCACACUUCUGUCCUGGGUGGUUGGUCAUUCAGUAGAAAAUUCGUAAUCCGAACGGCUUGUAAUAUAACAGCAGGCUAGGUGAAUUAAGACGAAUGAUUUUAAAAAUCCGUACAGGGGUUUUGUUACACCAAUGCUUUACCUCAGGAAAGCAUUGGGAGGAUUUUGUGCAUAUGCAGCAAAUGUACCAAUCUGCAUCUCUUCAUAGGGAUGCAUUGAAUUAAUUAAUCUCUAUGAGGAACAUUCAGCGCCUGCAUGCAGAGCUUGGAGACCCUGAAUGUCGGUGCUGCACAUGGUGCAGCAGUGACCCAGGACUCUUUAGUGGCCGUCUGAGUGACUCACUAGAUAUGUCACUAAGCAGCGAUGUAAACACUGACUUUUUUUCUGCAUAGUAUAUAGAUCACCAGAACAACUACAUUAAGCUGUGGUGGUUCUGGUGACUCUAGUGUCUCUUUGAGAAUGGCAUUUUUCUCGUUGAACUUUUUUAGCUGGCUACUAGAUUCCAAACAAAUUUGUCAAACCCUGCAUUAAAUGGAUUCUAUAGUGCCAGGAAAACGGCUUUGUAUAGGUAUAGGUUCCUACAAUGGCCACUCCCUUGACCACCCCUCCUCGCGCGCACUUACCUGAAUCUAGUGCCGAUGUCCCUCGAUGUUGGGUCAAGCUCCGCUCACGCUCCAAUGGCCGAGCUCGCAUUAGGCUUUCCCCAUUGGAAUGCAUUUAUAAAUGCUUUCCUAUGGCGAUUCCGGUGACGCUGGACAUGCUCAUGCAUAGCAUAGCAUGAGAAUGUCCAGCGUCAUUUAGGCAACCAAAUGUCGUCUAAGCACCCGGAAGUCACUCUAGUGACUGCCUGGUAGACAGACACUAGAAGAAGAGUUAACUCUCUUCUCAGUUUCUCAGAAAUUGCAAUAAUUACCACUGUAGGCAUAAGUGACAUGGGACAUUGCACCCAGACCACUUCAAUGAGCUGAAGUGGUCUGGGUGUAUACAAUGUCCCUUUAAAUUCCAGGACUCAUUUUUAAUGAAUAUUUUCUGAAAUAUGCAGCAUCCAAGCACCCUCAUUAUAUACUCUUUGUUUCCAAAAGUUUCUCAUUGUAAGGAAGAGCUGGAUUGUUUGCCAAAUCUGAACUGGGUUUGAAUAUUUAUUUUCUGAGGAUAUAGAAUUAAAAACAAGAUCUAAUUUUAACCUGUCAAGGAGGUGGACAUGCUAAUCUCUGAAGUCACUAUUCUCGUCAAGUACAGGAGCUUUCUAAUAACCAGAAGAAAGAUCACCUUCCAGGUGUCACGAUCUAUUACCUUUCUCCAUCGCGCCAAAGUGAUGCAGGAUGCGAGUCCUGCUCUUCUCCCAACGUGUACUCCUUGUGUUUAUAUUGAUAUUUCUGUGUUUUGACUCCGCUUGGCUUUAGACUUCUCUUUUUUUCUGGUUCCCUGACUCGGCUUGUAUUUUGACUUUCUCCUUUCUGGUAUCCUGACCCGGCCAUUCUCGUAUCACUCUCCUGAACUCUGGUAUCCUGACUUUUGGCUGUUCCUUGACCACUCUUUUCUACCUACAUUAAACCCGACCAUUCUGAGGUUCAGUAAUACGUUCUUGGGUUUUCUGAGGGUUUAUGUACUGCGUGUUGGGUUAUCACAUGACUGUCAGACCAGGAUACCAUUUGGCCAUUGUGGCAGGACCGCUGCCGGUCCGUGAAUUGCCUGCUUGAUAUUAUGUGUGUUUCCCCAUCUUUUCAUGUCUUCUGCCCGCUCCCCGUUCGGGAGUGCUUCCACAAAGGGAAUUUAUUCACCUCCCGAACGGGGACCACCCCGCCCCGAUACCCCAUUUAGAAUGUUGACUUAGAACCUUCACACCUCUCAACAUAGUGUCAAACCGCAAGGGUAACAAUUAAUGGGCCCUCCCCAGUGCCCAUUAAAAUGUUCACACCAAUUAAUAAGAACGUUCGCACUUGCAACAUAAGUGUGAAACCGCAAGGGAAGUGUAACGGUUCCCCUAUACUCUGGCUGAGUAUAUGUCACCAUGACUCAGCAAUAAAUGACGAAAUAUGACACAAAAUGGGGGGCGGAGCUUGCUAGCGGGACAAGACGGACGCCAUGUCUGUCAGCUCCCGAUAAUCGCUAACUUUAACGGCACAUACCGUAAACAGUAGACACCGUACACAAACACAAACAGAUACCUCACCAUCCCAUCCAGGGUGAAGCGUUGCACUGAUUGAUGCUGUUUCGGUAUCCCACAGGGCAACCCACACCGAAACGCAAGGCCGCGGCCUACCUCCAGCUGCCACGCUUCUCCCUGGAGUCACUCCUGGGCGGCCCACUGGCAUAUAGCGCACCCGGGAAUACCCGAUAUUCACACUCUCCACCUCCAGCUCCGGAGUGCACCAUGGGCCGACGGUCCCAGAAACCCGAAGGCAGGAAUAUCGGAGCUGCAAUUCGUGAAUUUUUUCGUUUCUCAAACAGUACAAAUAAAUCCCACGAGCCAAGUCUUUUAACCAGCCUUUUCUAUAGCCCAUAGUCAGUGUGCAGGACGCUAGCCUCCACACUUCUCCAGGACCCCGUUGUGAACUUCCAGGCAAGGGGGCGUUUGUCACAUAUCUCCUCCCUCCUGGGGAGACUAACCCGACCCCAGACCUGUGUUAGUCUGGUGUCUUUUCCCAUAUGGUGCAGGGCUCCAGAGUGCCUUCUGCCCCACAUUUCAGUUUUAAUAUCCAAGGUCUUCCUGGGCAGGGCACCAACUAUAAUCCACUUCUGAGGCAUCCCAUUGUUGCUGGAGGGGAAGGACGCAAUUCUCCCCUCUCAGGGAUACACAGAGCCCUGGAGGAGGGGACCCUCGCUCUGCUAAUGGGGCACAAUCAGGGUGGCUUGGGAUCAAUCAGGGUGGCCCGGAGCCUCAACCCCCUACUAGGGGGUUGAAGAUCCGGGCCGACUGCCUAGCAUUGCUGUACUCCAGGGGUAGAGACCACCAUCCCAUCCACCCCUCCCAUGCCAAAAGCAUCAGGGACUUGUGGACCGAGACCAGCGGUGCUCUGCCCUGAUGCCCGCUCUUCUGCUGGGGAGAGAGACUAACUGCCUCUACUUCCUGGAACUCCUGCUGCGGUUGGGGAUCUGGGAAGGCUGCCCAGCAUCCCUGAAGGGCUUGAGCAAAGACCUCGGUCCCAUCUGUACCAUGCGCUCCAAUUGUCCUGUCUCCUGAUAACAGGCCCUGCUGCUGGGGAGAAAAAACAGUUGUCUCCUCUCCCAUUGAACCAUACUGCCGCUGGGGAGUCGGACCGACUGUCACGACUCCCUGUAAUGCUACCUGGUGCUGGGUAGUGGGACCAACCAUCUCCACUCCCAGUGAUGCUCGCUGCUUCUGGGAUGAGGGACCUACAAUCUCAUCUACCUGUAACACUGGCUGCCACUGGGAAGUUGCCAUGGCAACGGUCCGGAUCUCACGAGAGAAACCCGGUGAAGCUGCGAGUUAUCGCUCCACCGUGUCCUCUCUCCAGGCUGGCUGUCUUCCUCCCUCUCUCCCCUUGUCUCUUCUUCCUUUAAAUCCUGCUGUCACUGGGGAGUCGGACCGACUGUGUCAACUCCCAGUAACGCUGCCUGGUGCUGGGUAGUAGGACCGACCAUCUCCACUCCCAGUUAUGCUCGCCCCUACAAUCUCCUAUCCCUGUAACGCUGCCUGUUGCUAAACCUAGUCUAUAACGUUCCGGUAUUCCUGCUCCAACUCCCACUUUAUGGUAAUCAGCUGGGUGAGGUCAUGUCCCAGCUCAAUAGCUCCUGGGAAUGGCAACAUCUUUUGCCAGUAACAAUAAAUAGCCCAGAACUGCGACUCAUCCAGACUACCACAGUCAUCGUCCUCCUCAAAGGCCUUCCACAACAGGCCAGGGCUAUCGUAGCCCUCCCCCUCUGGCUGAAUGCCCUCUGUCAACCAAGUGUCUCACUGGACUGCAUACCACCAUAGCGCCCGGUACAAGUCAUCCAGCAUCAUCUCUCUCUUGACCAGGAACUCAAGGUGCCAAACCCACUCUGUCAAGGGUUGCUCUCCCAGUAUCACCAUCCAUUGGGUCACUUGUUCCUGCCAGCGGCGCGCUGUACUUUGAAGCUUCUUUUUCCGCCGAAGCUGUGCUACCUCCAGGGACUCCUGCUAGAGUUCUCGCAUUGCAUAUUCUCUCCAGUUCAGUUCCUCUUCAUUUGAAACAGGGCCAUACUCCUGAGCCAGUGCACCUUGUAAUCUCCACCGGAACUCCUCCUUGUCACUGCUUUCCCUAGCUUGGGAUAUUAAUUUGAGAGAAAAGUCCUGCCGCUUGCCACCAAUGUAACGAAUUCCAAUCAGCCAGCUGAGUAUAUACGUUAUGAAUCUGCUGAGUCCCAAGCACAGUAGUGAUUAUAGCCCAAGUUCCCCAAACAUCAGCCUAAACUUGAUGAAGGGUAAAACAAACCUUUUUAGUCCAGGCUCAAUGGCCCACUUAUAUGCAAUACAGAGACACAGUAAACACGCCCAUGACACUUCCAUAAACACACCCCAAAAAUUUCCUCAAAAUGCAAUGUUACCGUGACUUGGCAAUAAAUGACAAAAUAUGAAAAACAAACAAAAUUAAAUUUUUUCCACCUAGGAACCCCCAUAGUUUAUACAUCCCCGGAUAGCUUGGAUCUAAGCACAAAACAUAUCCGAAAAGCGCUCAGAUCCAACGAACACCGCCGAAAGACCACCGGGUGGAAGUUCUGGUCGUAUGCCCAAAACAGUCACACAAUUAGAACUCCUGAUAAUUGAAGUGUCAGGAGAGGUUACCAAGGGUUAACAAGCCCAGAGGUGGUCCGCAGUUCGUGAGCUUGUUUGGUUCCUGAACAGUACAAAUAAAUCCCACGAAUAAAUCCCACGAACCAAGGCUUUUUACCAGCCUUUUCUAUGGCCCAUAGUCAGUGGGUAGGAGGCUAGCCUGCACACUCCUCCAGGAGCCCGUGGCGAAAGUCCAGGCAAGGGGGCGUUCGUCACAGGAAGUAAUUAAUGAAUGCUCCCCUGGUGGCCGUUUCGUACAGAUGAAUGCCAUCCAGGGAGAGCAUUCACAUCCCGAAAGGAGACACUUCACUUGCCGGGUAUCAAAAGAGACCCACCGAGCAGAGUCUGGUCGAGAAAGGUACUGCUGUGAGUGUCCCUGAGAUUGGUGUGGGCACUUCUGGGCCACUGGCUAGUUUGGUGGGACAAAGAGACCAGCUCUUUUCCUGCGGGUCUGGGAGACAAAGGGACGGGACCUUUUUCCCGCGCUUCGUCUCCCAGGUACAGAGGCUCAUGGGAUGAAGACCCCCUGUCCCCGGAUGUGGGAAACCCUGUGUUUGGGUGGUGGGCUUUUGGAAACAAACUUUUCCCUUGUUAGGUUACUGGGGAGAGGGAGGACCCUGGGAGGGGACAUUGUAUGCUGUGUGUUACUCCCCUGCCAUGGGGUUAUUCUUAAAAAGCCGUGUGUGGCCAAUAAAGUGUUGUUGUACCUCCAGAACUGAGUGUCGUCCAGUUACUGGGGGUAGGAAAUGGGUCUACUUGUCAUUUACUUGAUAUGUGACAGGCUGAAGGAAGGGAAUUAGCGGAGGUAACCAGUUGGGCUACCUGUGGUCCGCUACAACGGGCGGCGAGCGACAGGAUCAUACUUCACAGCCGAAAGGAACCAACGGUCGGUAGCCGAAUAAGUCCAGUUGACACUUCUCAGAACUUGGAUGAUAUGUACCCAUGGCUGGUAAAGUAAUUCACAUGCCUGCCUUAGAAUCAGCCCUAUCAUUGCAGAGUGAAUAUUGUGUUUUCUCCCUUCAUCAAGAGCAAGGAGCUCAGAAAUAUCAUUCUGCAUCUGUUGGAAUCCAAUCAAAUUUCCAUUUAUCUCACUGUUGCUUCUCAGGGUCUAAAGUACUGCGCCAUUUUCCUCAUUUGACUACCAACUUUCUCUUUUACAAGUAUGAGUUUGGUUUCCCUUUAUCCUGGAGUUUCCUUCACUGAUAGAGAAUUAUAUUACCAUUAAUUAUGACUUAUGCUGCUGCAUAACAGUGAGGAUCCAUUUAUGCAGUCUGUCUAUUGCCAUUCUUCUGUCCAACAGGGAUGCACAAGAAGCUGAAACUUUAACACCUCUCAUGUAGUAUUUUUCCUGGUAUAUUUUUAUUAUCCGUGCUACCAGGGAUGUCAAGAAACACAUAAAAUACUUCCGUAAGAAUUUAUUUUCCUUUACUGUCCUCUGGUAGCCCAAGGAAAGAGUUUCAGUGUUAUUGGCCAUUCUCCUGCCUAGAUAGGAGGAGCCUUUCUCUCUUUAUUAAUGCUACUGGAGGACGGUCAAGUAAAAUAAAUGCAGAGGUGAUAAUUUAGUUUUGUGUUUAUUAUUGUCUAUGUGUAUUGUGUAUCUUAAUGAAUUCUUCUUUUCUAUUCAUAGGAAAUAUUGCAAAAAUUACAGGUUCUCUGUUUUUAGGGUAAGUUAAAAUUUUUCUAUUUAGUAAACAUGCAUUUUAUUAAUUGAACUACUAGUGUAUUUCUUUAACGUUUUCCUCUCCAGAGAAAGCAACAUGUUACUCACCACUGUAGUGCUGAAAGGACAGCAAUCUAUAAAACAUUGGUCAUUUCUCAGAGUGGUACUAUUACACCGACAGGGUUAUUCACUAAAGUGAAAAUUCAGAGUGAAUUCAAAGUGAAUUUCCAAUUUAGGGCCAAAGUAGCCAACUGGAAGCACAACUGAUUAAAAAUGUGUCCAAUUUGUCUAUUUAUAGUUUGAUUUUGAAAUUCACUUUGAAUACUCACUUUUGUGAAUAAUGCUAAUAAAGCAGAGGGACACAAUACUUCACCUGAGUGAAAUAUAUAUUAAGCUAUAACACUGGGGUGUUAAUUCACUACACUAAGAAUUGUGAACAAUUAUAGAUAGAUACUGCAAAUUUUAAAACACUGUGGCCAAAGUGGAAGUUGUGUAUAUUUUCAUUAUAGUUAUGUUGGCCUAAAAAUGCAAUUACCAUUUCCAUUUCUACAAAUCCUGGCUUAGUGAAUAAAGCACUGGGUUGAACUGUGCCAGUUAUGAUUAGUUUAAUCAGCUUCAUACAAGGUUGACCCCUUUGUGUGCCAGGCUUGAAAGGCUAACAUUUGAAAGCAUUUUAUUGUUUUCCAUUAUGUGAUUGUCUGACUGACACUACUCUGCUAAAACAUAGCAUGAGUUUGUCAACAUUUCUUGCUGCAAAAUACAUCAAGCUGGGAACGCAGAAUUGCACUCUUCUGAGUGAUGGCCAUAUUUUACUAUUAACUUGAAAAAACCUCUCUCACAUGUUUUUGUAACACGCUUGUUAACAAUCUGUUUUUAAUGUGCCUUACUGUGAAUAUGCAGUGUUCGUUUCUUGCCACUUAACUGAUCUGAAGAUCUUAUAUUAUUAAUAAUAUGUCACUGUUCAUUUAGUGGUAAAAUUAAAGGGACACUAUAGUCACCCAGACCACUUCAGCUUAAUGAAGUGGUCUGGGUGCCAGGUCCCCCAGGUUUUAACCCUUUAGAUGUAAACAUAGCAGUUUCAGGUAAACUGCUAUGUUUACAUUGCAGGGUUAAUCCAGCCUCUAGUGGCUGUCUUCAUGACAACCGCUAGAGGCGCUUCUGCGACACUGGAUGCGAAAUUUGCAUCCAGCAUGCAGAACGUCCAUAGUAAAGCAUUGAGAAAUGCUUUCCUAUGGACGGUUUAAAUGCGCCCACGGCAAUUGCUGCGCAUGCGCAUUCGGCUCCACUCGGGAGCUUCAAGGGAGGGGGGUCCUGAGGGUGGGGGGGUGACCUAAGGAUGCUAUAGUGUCAGGAAAAAGAGUUUGUUUUCCUGACACUAUAGUGAUCCUUUAAUGUCACUUUACAUCAAGGCUAAACUGCCAGACCAUCCUGAAAUUGAGGGGACCUAGAACAUUUUUAAAAAAUUUUAUUUUUAUUUUUGUUGUGCAAAAGAUUACAACAAGCCCACAAUGCCACAAUAGCCAUAGCAAGCAUUUCAAGAUAGAAAUUGUAAUGGCAUAUGAUAGAACUGCACAUUUUUUUACAUGAAGCAAGCUUAGAGAGUAUAGUAAAGUGUUCUGGCAUAGACUAAUACAGCAUCACAUUUCAGGAAUUGCUUAGAGCUUAUUAAAUAUUGACAAGUAAUAGUAGCGCAUAAACGCUAGAUAUGCAGACAUAAAUUAUAUCCACAGUAAGAUCUAUGCAUCUAAAUAUCCUAAAGCUAUGUCUAAAUGCCUAAAACACCUAGCUAACAGUGCCACUGAGUGUAGUGUGAAAGUAGAGAGGUAUCCCCUCAAACUCCUCAACAAAAGAAUAAAAUAGCUAAACAAAAAAAAUUAAAAAAAUUUGUGGAUGCUGCAGAUAGCCACUAGCUUCACUCAUACAAUGUUACACUUGAGCCAUGGUGGAAAGUCUGCUUCCACGCCAGAGGCAGUUUCUUUUCCCGCUGUCAAGCUUGAUGAGUAAUGCUGGGAUUCCUGCUGUGCCUUAUAUCCCAAACUGCCUGAUACCAGGUCCACGCAACUUCUGCCCAUGGCCUGUAUGGAAGCGUGUGCCUUGUGUCCAUUGAUCCCCCUUCCUGUGGUGGCAGGAUUGUGGGCCCGUAGGUGAACCAUGUUCCGGGUUACCCUCUGGAUAUAUGGAUGGCACAGAGGCCCACAAGAGACGCGAGCAGCCGAGACAUUGAGUGGGUUCUGUGGGCAAUAUGAUCCCAGAAUCGCUGGCAAAUUGCGUCGAAUGUGGUGGUAAAGAGGUCUCUGCACCUCUCAUGCUCCAAACUGGUCCGGCACUGUUUGAGUUCCUGCUCGGCGUCCAUCUUGGUCGCCCCACGCUGUUUCAGAGGCCACAAAAUUUCCUUUCCUUAUAUUCUCUUCCCUGUUUUGAUACAGAGUGGGACUAACCCAGUGAGGACCGGGGUGAACCCGCCUCACCUCUGCCCGUGCACCUGAUAUAGAUCCAAAUACUGAUAUUUGUUAUAUUCAAAGGAAGCCCAAAUUAUUAUAACAAGUACACUUGGAAAAGCAUGAAUUAACCUCUGUCGUUUAUUUGUCAGUUGGGUUUUUAUACAUUAAAAAGUAAGUGCUUAUGUGUAAAUACUCAUUGGAUAGUAGUAGGAAGGGAGUGAAAGGGUAAAAGACAUAGGGAUGAACGUCAUGUACAUAUAACAAAUAAGUUCUGAGAAAGAACAGAAUGAUCUGAGAAGAGACAUCUCAGGUGGGGGCUAUCUGCUCCCAGAACUAGACAUAUAUGGUCUGUCAUUUUAAGCAUCAAGCAUUUCCUGAGUCCAAGUUAGCCAAUUUUAAUAUAGGAUAUCAUUAUAUGACAAAGGUUAGAAAAAUGGCCGUAAUAACAAAUACAGCUUAUAGGAAAAAGUCCAAAAUUUUCUUAAUCAGCAAGGUCAACCAUGUUCCUAGCCCAAAUGUCCAAUCCCAACCUCCAAAGAAGCCAGUAUCCUGUUUGAUAUCCUGUACUAAGUCAUGUAAAUCUUUUAUAUGUUUAUGGAUCAUAGUGCCUGUAGCGGAGAGGCAGUAUAAUCCACGAUAUCUCCGCUGGGUAACAGGAACAACAAAGGAUAAUCCAGGGAAUCAGCAUAUAUUAAUCCAAACAGCAUUGCAGUAACCCUUCCUUCCCAAGAACUAGACGACACAUAGGCUGGGAGUCAACUGAGGUUUUAAUCACAGGUCACAGUAUUUAUGCAAUUCCCCAUGCAAGGGGUUUCCAAACUGACAUUACAGGGGUUGUACAGGAGGGGACUACAUGGGGGACUUACAUUACACCAUAUUUCUCCCAUCAGGCACCGCUGUACGAGAGGGAUAGUCUUCCCAGAAUGCACCGUUAAGUGGACUAUCCCCUCGUGCAGCAGAACCGAUAAUUCGCAUAAAAAUCAAUAACUUGGUGAAUAUAUAGUGGAUUUACACGAAUGGACGUUCGGCAGAUAGCUGGGGUCUGAGGGUAUCAUUCGUGAGGUUACCGCUCAGAUCCCAGCUAAAAUAACCGAACGCCGCACGAACAACACAAUUCAUAUAAAACAUACAAAAAGAACCGAUUGCUAUUAGGGAACAAAAUACCGAACGUCCCGAAACUCCCGAACGUCCUGGAGGCUCAGCGGGGCUCAUGCCGUCGAGUAGCCGUUUUUAGUACCAGGCGCUCGACGACAUAACCCCGCUGGGGAACAAAGGAUCCAAGAUGGCCGACCGCCGCAUGGUCGGUAGUCGAACGACGGCCACCCAGGAGAGCCUCUAAUAACCGAUUGCAACAAUGUUGCAAUCGGUUAACUAGCGCCACACGCCUCUAAGUGUGUGGGCUAUUAGGGGGUAUCGCAUUCGUUUCACGAACGGCCCUCCAAAGUGCCGUUCGCGAAACGAACGGGAAUCCCCAUACAAACCGCCAUUUGCAUUCGGCGGAACAGAUAGGUACAGGCAAUGCAGGGAAUACAUGAAGCAGGCACAUACAGGUACAACGCAUCUCUCUCCAGACCUAUAGGCAACCCUUAAAGGCAUAGUGUCCAGUUAUAGUCCGAGUGGCUAGGUUUGCCACAAUGCUCCCCCAGAACCAAGCCGGCAUACACAGUCUGAUCCCAACGGAUCGGCUUGGGGAUGUCCGGAGGAGUACUCACGAAUCACGGCUCCAAGUCUGUUUGUCUAGACAACCCGUCGGCGUUGCCAUUCUGCUUCCCAGGGCGGUAGUGGAUAGUAAAGUCAAAAGGCUGCAGCGCCAAACUCCAGCGCAGCAGCCUGGCAUUGUCUCCGGACACCCUGUUCAGCCACACCAACGGGUUGUGAUCCGUGAGUAAAGUGAAGGGUUGCCCGUAUAAGUAGGGUUGCAACUUCUUGAGGGCCCACACCACAGCCAGGCACUCCUUUUCAAUGGCGGCGUAGCUUACUUCCCUGGGUAAAAGUUUUCGGCUUAGGUAAGCUACGGGGUGCUCGCCGCCAUCGGGUCCAACUUGGCUCAGUACUGCUCCCAAUCCAAACAUAGAAGCGUCUGUGUGGACGAGAAAGCGUUUAGUUGGAUCAGGAGCAGAAAGUACAGGAGAGUUAACAAGCGCCGUCUUGAGCUGUUGGAACGCCUGCUCACACUCUGGGGCCCAGACUACUAACUUAGGGAGGUUCUUGCGGGUCAGGUCUGUGAGGGGUUUGGCGAGGGCGCUAUAGUUGGCCACAAACUUCCGGUAGUACCCGGCGGUCCCUAAAAAGGCGAGCACUUGGGUCUUGGUGCGAGGGGUAGACCAUUGGGCGACUGCCUCUAUUUUAGCAGAUUCGGGUUUCUGUUGCCCACUCCCUACCCGGUGCCCCAGAUACUGGACUUCCGCCAUACCGAUAUGGCAUUUGCUGGGUUUUAGGGUCAGUCCGGCCUCUCGGAUUCGGUCUAGAAUGGCUCCUAUGUGAACCAGAUGUUCGUGCCAGGAGUGGCUGAAUAUGGCGAUAUCAUCUAGAUACGCGCAGGCAUACUCCUGGAACCCAUCUAAAAGUCUGUCCACCAUUCUCUGGAAGGUAGCUGGAGCGUUUUUCAUCCCGAAUGGCAUGACCUUAAAUUGAUACAGGCCAAACGGGGUGACAAAAGCCGACUUAGGGAUGGCGUCUUCCGCUAAGGGAAUCUGCCAGUACCCUUUGCACAAGUCUAUAGUGGUUAGGUAUUGACCCCUGGCCAUCUUGUCGAGGAGUUCGUCUAUUCGGGGCAUGGGAUAUGCGUCAGAGGUCGUUUUAUCGUUGAGCCGUCGGUAGUCUACGCAGAAACGGGUCGUCCCGUCCCGUUUCGGCACCAGUACUACCGGGGAGGCCCAGGGGCUGUCCGAGUGCUCUAUUACUCCUAGCUGAAUCAUCUCCUCAAUUUCCUUGCGCAUAUUUUCCUUGACUGCUUCUGGAGUGCGGUAUGGGGGUUGGCGCAAGGGGGUCGGAUCUAACGUUUCUACCUUAUGGGUAGCCAACGGGGUAUAGCCGGGUAAAUUGGAAAACGUGGCCUUCUUUUCCCGAAGCAACUUUUGUACCUGGGCCCGUUCUUGGGCAUUUAAUCUUUCUCCUAACUGUACCUCUCCCAGAUCUCCGCUCUGGCCCUCUUGGUCUAGGAGAUCGGGUAGGGGUAGGUUAUCAAAAUCUUCCAUGGCAGGGGCACAGAUUGCGGUGACUUCCUCAGUACGUUCGUGGUAUGGCUUGAGCAUGUUCACAUGGAGCAUGCGUUUGCCUCCCACGCCGGUAACCGGGCCGAUCACAUAGGUGGUGUCACAGAUCUGUUCCACCACUUUGUAUGGGCCCUGCCAGGAAGCCUGCAGCUUAUCUUUGUGGACGGGUCGCAGGAUUAGGACUUUCUGCCCCACCUGGAAGCUGCGGUCCCUGGCUCCCUUAUCAUACCAUCGGCGCUGUCGUUGUUGCGCUACCUGGAGAUUGUCUCGGACGGUCUGGGUUAGCCUCUCCAGGCGUUCCCUGAACUCGAGCACAUAUGGUAAGAUAGGGGUGCCAUUAAUGGUUUCAUCUCCCUCCCAGUGUUCCCGUAUCAAGUCAAGAGGUCCCCUCACUCUCCUCCCGAAUAAUAAUUCGAACGGAGAGAAUCCGGUGGAUUCUUGCGGCACUUCUCGAUAUGCGAACAGUGGGUGGGGUAAAAACCGCUCCCAGUCUUUUUGGGUGUCCAUGAACGUGCGGAUUAUUUGUUUCAGGGUUCCGUUAAACCGUUCACAGAGCCCAUUGGACUGGGGGUGAUAUGGGGAGUUGAGGAUUUGUUGUAUCCCACAUAUUUUCCAGAGCUGAUGGGUCACUUCAGCAGUAAACUGGGUGCCUCUAUCGGAGAUAAUCUCCCGGGGAAAUCCUACCCGGGUGAAUAUCCUCAUCAGGGCCUCGGCUACCGUUUCUGCGUGUACGUUCGUUAGGGCCACUGCCUCAGGGUACCGGGUGGCGUAGUCCACCACAGUUAGGACAUACUUCUUGCCGGAGGGGCUGGGUUUUGCAAGGGGACCUAUGAUGUCUACUGCCACCCUACUGAAUGGUUCUUCAAUGAUGGGCAGAGACCGUAGUCGGGCUUUGUAUCUGUCCCCCCUCUUGCCUACCCUUUGGCAGGUAUCGCAGGUCUGACAAUAUCGCUUAAUAUCCUGGGAAAUACCUGGCCAAAAGAAAUUUUGGGUCAGCCUGUGUUUGGUCCGACUGAUGCCUAGGUGUCCAGACAGAGGGAUAUCAUGGGCUAUGCGUAACAGCUCUAACCUAUACUUUCGAGGCACUAUUAGCUGUUUAAUGGGCAACGGUAUUGACCCGGACACUACCUUCUCUGCGUGCCGAUAUAGUAGUCCUUUGUCCCAGAUAUAUCUUUCCCCCUCUAACCCGGCUUGAUUUUUAUCCAUGCGGUCUUUGUAUACCUGUAACGAAGGAUCUAGGGCUACUUCGGCCCCGAACUCUAUGGAAUUGGCCCAGGGCAUGAUAGGGGGUAGGGGAGGGUCAUUGCUUACCUGAGCCUCAGAGUGUUCGGAUGGUGCAGUGGUGCGGGCCUGUUGCCGGGUCACAACCGGGUAUGCUUCUUGUACGGUGGGCUGUGGAACAAAAGCUGAAGUCAGCUCCCCCAAAUCGUUGCCCAAAAUCACAUCCGCUGGCAAGUCUUGCAUCAUCCCCACAUAUACAUUCCCGUGCCCCGCUCCCCAAUUCAAGUGCACCUUGGCCGUGGGUACUUUGUAAAUGGCUCCCCCAGCCACCCGCACAGCCACACAGUCCCCCGUGAGCUUGGGCUUUGGUACCAGAUGACUGCGUACUAGAGUUAGGGUGGCUCCCGAGUCACGAAGUCCUUGUACUUUCCUCCCCUCCAUGUGUACUUCCUGGCGGUGCCCUUGGCGGUUAUCGGAGGCGGCCUGGAUAGGGUUCACCUCGUGUAGAGUGCUGAGGGGUUCCUCCCGGGUUGUCCCCAACUCCAGAUUUUGGUAGGAUUCGGCCUGUAGACAAUGGACUGCGGCACGGUUGCUCGGGGCGGCGUUAUUCCAGCUGGGUCGAGGCCGGUUCCGUGGGCAGUCUCUCUGGAUGUGCCCCUGUUGGUUGCAGGUAUGGCACCGGAUUGGUGGACGUGCUGAAUAUCUGGGGGGGUAGGAAUUCUGGUUUACCCCUGGUCGCUGGUAGUUGCGGGGCCCCCUGGAGGGCUGGUCGUUGUAGGGGGGAUGGUGGCUCGGGUUGGUAUGGGUUGAUCUCUCCGAUUGUCCUGGAAAUCGUCUGCCAUAUUAGCCGCUUCCUGCAGGGUGUGUGGCUUUCUGUCCCGGAUCCAGUUUUGUAGGUAGGUCGGGACGCCAUUGAAGAAUUGUUCCAGUACCAUUAGCUGGAACAGACCCUCCAAUGUAUCAACUUGGGCGGCCUCCAGCCACCCCUUGGCAGCUCGUUGCAGCUGGUGCGCCCAUUCCACAUGGGUGUCCUUAGUGGGUUUUUUAAUGUCCCGAAACUUCUUUCGGUAUGCCUCUGAUGUGAUGGCAUACCGGGCUAGGAUGGCCCGUUUUACUUUAGCGUAGUCUCUACUAUCCUCGUCUGGUACUGCCCGGUACGCUUCGGCGGCUCGCCCAGAUAAUCUCCCCGCUAGUAGGGGUACUCUGUCUGCAUCAUUAAUUUCGUGCAGCAAACACAGUCUCUCGAAAUCCUGUAAAUAGUCGUCAACGCCACCCUCUGUCUCUACAUUGCUUUUGAAGGCUUGAUAUGGGAUUUUGGCUUUCCCUGGGAAAAUAUGGACUGGCGUUGCGGCUCUUUCCCCGGCUUGCUGGUUCCCUGGCGGUCCCCUAGCCAUAAUGUACUCCUGUACAUCAGCGAACAGCCGGUUAAUCAUCUCUGUAGAUGGGGGUUCAGGAAAUAAAGCCAUUCGUGCUCGGAAUUCCGCUGUAAAUUCGUGGGUUUGUCCCUCCAUUCGAGGUGCUGCAGCAGCUGCGGCUCUGUCUCCUUCCAUGAGCUCCGUAAUUAGGACAGCCUUUGCCUUGUUACUGGCGAUUGCUCCUCUUGCUUCCAGCAGCUCCUUUAAUGUGCUCCGUUUUAGCAGGGCGUAAUCUGUUCCCAUUCACCUGCUGUUCGUGAGGUUUAUUCGAAUGCGCUAAUUCCCGAAUGCUUGUUCCUUGAUUCGUUUAAAAAUCUGCCGAACGUUGCUUUGCUGUGUAAAUUCAAUCCCGUCGCUUGCCACCAAUUGUAGCGGAGAGGCAGUAUAAUCCACGAUAUCUCCGCUGGGUAACAGGAACAACAAAGGAUAAUCCAGUGAAUCAGCAUAUAUUAAUCCAAACAGCACUGCAGUAACCCUUCCUUCCCAAGAACUAGACGACACAUAGGCUGGGAGUCAACUGAGGUUUUAAUCACAGGUCACAGUAUUUAUGCAAUUCCCCAUGCAAGGGGUUUCCAAACUGACAUUACAGGGGUUGUACAGGAGGGGACUACAUGGGGGACUUACAUUACACCAUAUUUCUCUCAUCAGGCACCGCUGUACGAGAGGGAUAGUCUUCCCAGAAUGCACCGUUAAGUGGACUAUCCCCUCGUGCAGCAGAACCGAUAAUUCGCAUAAAAAUCAAUAACUUGGUGAAUAUAUAGUGGAUUUACACGAAUGGACGUUCGGCAGAUAGCUGGGGUCUGAGGGUAUCAUUCGUGAGGUUACCGCUCAGAUCCCAGCUAAAAUAACCGAACGCCGCACGAACAACACAAUUCAUAUAAAACAUACAAAAAGAACCGAUUGCUAUUAGGGAACAAAAUACCGAACGUCCCGAAACUCCCGAACGUCCUGGAGGCUCAGCGGGGCUCAUGCCGUCGAGUAGCCGUUUUUAGUACCAGGCGCUCGACGACAUAACCCCGCUGAGGGAACAAAGGAUCCAAGAUGGCCGACCGCCGCAUGGUCGGUAGUCGAACGACGGCCACCCAGGAGAGCCUCUAAUAACCGAUUGCAACAAUGUUGCAAUCGGUUAACUAGCGCCACACGCCUCUAAGUGUGUGGGCUAUUAGGGGGUAUCGCAUUCGUUUCACGAACGGCCCUCCAAAGUGCCGUUCGUGAAACGAACGAGAAUCCCCAUACAAACCGCCAUUUGCAUUCGGCGGAACAGAUAGGUACAGGCAAUGCAGGGAAUACAUGAAGCAGGCACAUACAGGUACAACGCAUCUCUCUCCAGACCUAUAGGCAACCCUUAAAGGCAUAGUGUCCAGUUAUAGUCCGAGUGGCUGGUUUGCCACAGUGCCAUGGUCAGAUAGGUUAAAACAGCACAUACCUUCAAUAGCUUUACAGCCUAAGUCACGUUUCAUUAGUAAGUAGUCAAUGGCUGCUCUAUUCUCUGUACAAUUCAUAGUGGUGCUCAGGGCUCUAGAAUUCGUGGUAUUUUUCCACCAAGUGGGGCAAAAUAGGGAUUCAGUAUUAGGGUCUCUUGAACAAUUACAUUAAAAAAGACCAACAUGGGGGGGCGUGGCUACCAGCGGAGCAAGAUGGCCACAUAAUCUUUAGCUCCUGCACAUGGGCUCUGAAAAACGGCGAUUAAACCAGGUUACAGAUGACCCAUACUACCAUUACCACAUCAUGUCUCAGCCUAAACAAAAGAGGCAAACAGCUAAAGCCGACAAGCAUAACUUCUUCGGCCAAAAUACGCCAUCAUCAAAGCAAACGGUGCAGUCGCACCAACAAGAUGGCGGGGAGGACUCAGAUGGAGAGAGUCAAUCUAACGACGUGGCUGAUCAGGCGAUGGAGAAGACUGUUACUAAACAGUUGCUCCUGGGACAACUGGAAGCCUUUUCAAGUAAAAUGAUGGCCGGCUGGACAGCAGGCCUGGCGUGCCUGAAAAAAGAUAUAGGAGACCUAGGGGUUAGAACAUCCCGUGUGGAGGAGAAAAUGGAGGAGAGGACGGACGCUCACAAUCAUUUAGCAGCACAAGUAAACAAUACAACAUGGAAAAUAAAUUAAUGGAUGUUGAAGACAGAGCACACGGAAAUAACUUGAGACUGAGAGAGAUCCCAGAGACAGUGACACUGGCAGAAUUACAGGCCUACCUCCACGACUUCUUUCAUGCACUGUCACCGGACACACCGUCCGCCAUGCUCCUUCUAGACAGAGCGCAUCAAGUGCCUAAACCCCGACAUCUGCCAGACACGGUCCCCAGGGACGUAAUCAUAUGUGUCCAUUAUCACCACGUGAAGGAGCUUAUCCUAAGGCAGAGCAGAGUUAACAAGAACUUACCUGUGAAAUACAAUAAAAUCAAGGUGUUCCCGGACCUAUCCGCGGUAACGCUAAGGAGGAGGAAAGCGUUCCAACCUGCCACCAGCAUCCUCAGGCAGCACCAAGUUCUCUGCCGCUGGGGAUAUCCCCUCAAACUCCUCAUCUCAAAGAAUGGAACGACAGAAACUAUACUCUCACCAGAAGAUGGAGACAGACUUCUCAGAAAAUGGAACCUGCCCUGCCCGGACCUGGCGCCUCGAGAGACCGCCACAAUACUGAGGGAAUGGCAGAAGGCCUACCAAACAUGAACUGAUACCAGCCAAUAUAAGUAACAACCAUGUCCUAGCACACAAGGGCUGGUAAAGUAUUUGAAAAAUUAACCUGUUAUGUUUUAUUACGUUCUCUCCAGUGUUAAAUAUGUUAUUCUUAAUGUAACCCUUCAAUACAUGACCCACAAUAGUCACAUUCCACUCACACAUAUCAAAACCCUGAAACGCAGAGGCCCGUACCGUGCCUAACGUAUAUGCACCCCCUAACACCUCGAGGAAUCAAUAAUUACCACCCAUACACUGAGGGUUAUGACUGCCAAUCAACCCUACCAUGCAUAGGCGGACACAUUAUCCUAACGAUAGAACAUGAAUCGGCAGGCAAGAGGGGGAGACAAUGGUAACCACAUGUAACUACUGACUCCCAUAAUUCAACAGAAGACAUACAGGUACAACCUCAAUGUACGGCUACACCUAACCAUAAUGUAAAUAACUGCAAAAAAAAAUUAAUUAAAAUUAAUCGAAAAUAAAAUCACUAAACAGCUAUAUGACGCAACUAAAACAUCUACCCCACACACUAUAAUUCCAUGAUACAAAGCCCGGCAAACCCCACAUACACACAAGUGUUUGAUGAAUACACGGUGAGAGGACUAAGGACACCACACAAACCACCUCCCUUGCACCGUGGGGACACACAAUGGUAUACUACAGACCAAUGGGAAAGAUGUCUAUAUGUUGAUGCUGUAUUAUGUCAAUGAAUGCGAAUAUUGUAUUGUUACAGGAUAUAUAUAUAUAUAUAUAUAUAUGUAUAUAUGUCUCAUUCAACCCUCAAAACCCUGUGGCAGACCAUUAGUACACAGGUACUACAAAUCAUACUAAAAAAAGAAAAGUAGGAAGUACCACUGUCGCCUUAGGCACACUAUGCUCGAAGAAUAAAUACAAGGACGGUCUCAGAUGUAAUUUGGAGCCUUCACACAACACCAAAACAAUAGAGGAGCCCAGGUAGCCUCCUCAGUGAGCAACACACGCAUGCUCACCUCCCCCACGGUACCAACCACGAGUACUGAGCCCAACAUCGGGGCACUAAUGUAUAUAGUUGAGUUCUCCAUGAGAGUCUUGUUUUCCCCCAAGUCACCACCACCUCCAUACCAGGUUACAAAUCGAUCGAAAGACCAUGGUACACAUUCACCCAAAAUAAAACAGACAGUCCAAAAAGGCGGCCUAACGGAAGUGAAUCCACAAACCUUAACGACCAGAGAUCACCACUCUAAGAAGCACACAAUAAACCGAUUCCACCCCUGGGACACAAUGACACACACAUGCACACUCAACACCCUACAAAUCCGUCUAUUCGCACUGGUAUGUCACUAUCUACCAUUUCGGAGUUAUAGACUACAUUCCCCAAAGGCCAACACCAUGCUCACAAUGGAACAAACACUUAAAGAAAAUAUACUCACAUAAUGUCUGGGGACUCUACUCCCCCCAAAAAUGUCAACUGCUGAUGACGGAACUGAAGAAACAAAAUGCAGAUGUAAUCUGUCUCCAAGAGACCCACUUCCAACGCUCUAAACACCAUCUAUGGGCCUCAAACAAUACCCACAUCAAUACCACUCCACACACAAUCACAAAUCUAGGGGAGUCAGCAUCCUGUUACACCAAUCAGUGGCGUACGAACCACUCAUAAUAAUUAAAGACAGUAAAGGACGGUACCUAAUUCUCAAAUGCAACCUCAACAACGUAACCUACACAAUUGUUAACAUACAAUAUAGAAAAUGAGAAAAAAGUUAGGUAUAAAGCUAUUAAUCAUAUACAAAUUUUAUAUAAGUAUUAAAGAGGAAAUGCAUCUCUCAUCACGAGGCAAUUAACACAAUUGUUAACAUGUAUGCACCCAAUGACAACCAGAAACUAUUCCUACAACACUUAUUGACUAAAAUGAGCAACAUACAACAGGGUAUAUUAAUAUGCUGCGGAGACCUGAAUCACAUUCUAGACACAGACACUACACUCGACACGGCAACCCCAAGAUCAAGAGCCCUAAGAUCAGCUUGCAUUCAACUCAACAAACUUCUACUCCAAUUCAAUCUGUACGAUAUCUGGUGCACAUUGCAUCCUAGAGAUGUAGACUAUACCUACAACUCUCCCGUGCAUAAAACACAUUCAAGGAUCGAUUAUUUCUUCACGACCAACACAGGGCUCCCCACAAACACACCGAUGCAUACACAGAGACAUAACAUGGUCUGACCAUGCACCACUGACUUUGACGCUCACAGAUGCAUUCCCCAAUAAAGGCAAGGAAUCGUGGAGGUUAAACAUGACCAGGAAUUCACCUCCUCAAUAGAGCAGGAACUCAAACACUACUUUGCCACUAACACCCCCCCAAAUUACUGCCCCGAUAUUGUGGCAAGCACACAAACUAGUCAUAUGGGGACUGCUGAUCCGUAGGGCAUCUUAUAUUAAUAGACAAAGAUGAGCCACACCAAUGAACCUCCUUAAGGAACUGAGAGACACCACACAAACUUAUUACCAAACGAAACAACAAGACCUCCUGACAAAAAUUCAAAUUAUAACUGCUAAAAUCAAUGAACACCAAUUCCAAAAAACAGCAUAUACCCUACAAAAAUUUAAAAUGACACACUAUGCCCAAGGAAACAAAGCCAGUAAAUUAAUGGCCAACAUGCUGCGCAAAAGCAAUCUAAUGCCCAAAUCCCUUAUAUACUCUCCAAAGAUAAUCACAAAAAAAUACCCUAUCUAAACAAAUCACGACGGAAGAAUUGCAACAGGCAAUCUCCCGCCUACCCACAGGGAAAUCUCUGGGGCCAGAUGGCCUAACGAACUACUAUUACAAAACCUUUGCCCCCACACUCAUUCAACACAUACAACAGGCAUUUCAUCAUAUUGUCCGCAGGGGAACUAUGCCACCAGAGAUGCUCAUAGCUCACGUAGCCACAUUACCUAAACUGGGGAAAAUACCGGAUAAAGGACAAAAUUUACGCCCAAUCUCGCUUUUAAACACAGAUAUUAAGUUGUUAGUAAAAAUAUACUCCAAUAGAUUGGCCACAAUACUUCCCACACUAGUGCAUGAAGACCAAGUGAGAUUUGUGACUGGCAGACAGGGAACGGACGGCACUAGAAAAGUCCUGAACCUCACACAUAGAUUUCAAAGACAAAACGCAGGCAGCUUGUUCCUAUCGUUAGAAAAAGCCAUUGACUGGCUAAACUGGAAUUUUCUCAGGGCAGUGCUAACAAAAUUUGAAUUCCCGCCGGCAUUUAUGAACACUUUGCAAGCACUCUAUAGCAACCCCACCGCUAGAAUAGCCAAUGCCGGAUUUCUCUCCAACCCAUUUAACAUCACAAUUGUUACCCGACAGGGAUGCCCUCUUUCACCCCUCUUGUAUGUACUGGCACUGGGUGCUCUCAUUAGACAGCACCCAUCAAUAUCUGGCAUUAAAACAUGACACAAAGAACACAAACUCACCUUUCGCAGACGACAUACUCCUGACAAUACAAAACCCAGAAACUUCCUUACCACACUUCCAUUAAAUCCUAGAAACAUACAGCAAACUAUCCCACAAUAAAUUGAAUAUCUCCAAGACAUAAGCCCUAAGCAAGGGACUCCCCCAGGACGUGACUCACAGACUGAAAAAAACAUACAAUUACGAUCAAAUUUCUAGGCAUAUGCUUUACAAAAUUGCACACUGCACUAUUCAAUUCUAAUUAUGGCAACAUUUUCAUAGACAUAAAAAAACAACUGCAAGACUGGAAAAAAUCAUCCAUAUCUUGGCCAGGUCGUAUAGCAGCAGUCAAAAUGAUAAUCCUCCCUAAAUUACAAUACCUAUUCAGAUCCCUACCGAUACAAAUACCUCAAAUUUACUUUAACACGCUCCAAUGAUGGGUAACAAGGUUUGUGUGGAGUGAAAAGAGAGCCUGUAUAGCAUUAAGAAUCAUGCAUAAGCCGAUAAAUGAAGGGGGGAAUGAGCAUGCCAAACUUCAUACAAUACUAUCAUGCAACUAUUCUAAGUAGUAUAAUACAGGCCAGACCAGAGAAUCAAGAACCACAAUGGAAAAACUUAGAAUCCGAAUGGGCAGAAAACAUAAGCACUGAUAAUCUAGUGUGGAUCCCAACAACAAAAAGAACACAAAUCACGAACUGCCUCCUAACCACUAGUCUGACCUUAAAAAUCUGGGACAUAAACCAGAAAGCCUUAACGAGCAACUCACCCAUUUCCAGGGCCAUGCCACUAAAAUCACUGACAGGCCUCAUCCCAGAUUUCAAUUACAGAAUAUGGGAGAGGCACGGUAUAUACUUCUUGUACCAAAUGCUCACAAACGCCAAUCUAGCGCCCUUUGCUGACUUACAAUGCUUUUACAAAAUACCAGGGAUAGCGCACUAUUCAUAUCGCCAAUUAAACUCAUGGCUACACACACAGAACCAGGAAAAUCCCUCCACCACCCCGGAGAACCAGCUGACAGGGUUUGAAACAAUGUACAUGGGGACAAAACCCCCCCAGAAAACCAUCUCCUCUAUAUACGCAGCACUACCCACAAAACACAUGUUGCGGGAACAUAAUUUUAUUAAAGCAUGGGAAAAGGAGUUUAAUAAAACAUUUGAGGAACCAGAAUAGGAACAAACGAUUUUGACUUCUAAAGCCUUCUCUCUCUGCUCAAGACACAUAGAACUAGCCAAAAAACUACUACAUAGGUGGUAUUUAGCACCGGUACGACUACACAAAUUCAGCCUGAAUAUAUCAGAAAAGUACUGGAGAUGCAAGGCAAGUCUAGGAACUAUGGGAUACAUCUGGGGUGAGAAAAUCACGAGCCCGCUAUAUGAUGACGGAAAAUCAUAUACCGAAGGCAUAGCGAGAGUCUUUAUAAAUAUUACCAGUCUUACCAGAGGCCAUUUUACACGCUUCAGCGAGUUCCCUCAGCUCAGCCUCCUGUGCAGAGCAGUGAGAAGCGAGUGGUUAAGCUUUUACCUCAUGUGCAGAGACUACAGUAUAUCCGGUGUGGAAAUUACCCUUCUCAUCAGCAUAUCUGGAACCAUCUACAAAAAACUAAAAAUCUGCAUUAGAUAAUGGAGAAUUAAUUACAUGCGACAAAACCUGCUGUCUCUUGUGCCAUUUGUGCUGCACAAUCAUGGGGUACCUGGGCGUCAGCUAACUCAUCUGGUGAAAGUGAAUUUACAAAAAGAUCAGAAAUACAAGUACCAUUCCCACUAUCCCCACUCCCCUCUUUUAAAUACAGGGGAAGUAAUGUAGAUGGAUAUAACACCAUACACCUUUUCAGAGUAACAUUAGGUGGCAUAAGCAAGACACAUUGCAUUUUGAGAUGCCUUGAAGUUUGUAUGUGUUUUGGUUGAACUUGUGACAGUAUGUUGUUGAUGUCAUGCGGUGUGUAUAUUGUCACUGGGUUAUCUAAGACAAUAUAAGUGGCUUUGACCAGGAGGGCAGUAACAGCCGCCACUGCCCUUACACAUGAGGGGGUACUCCUGGCAACAGGGUCCAGUCUGGUUGAGUAGUAAGCUACUGGUCUUUGUUUACCACCAUGGUCCUGUGUAUGGACAGAUGUAGGAAUAGGCCUCAGGAACGGACAAGGUUGCUGCUCAGUGGUCACUUGUUUCUGAGCGCAGUAAGUAGCACUUCACCUAAAUGUCAGAUUGUUUACAUAAACCGAGGUAGCAGGAUUAUCAGCAGGAUUCUCUGAGUUAUAACUCAUUUUAUCAGGAGCUCUUGAAAAACAUGUCCUUCCAUCUUGGGUGCAAGGCCCCGCCCCCAGUACAUUUUUUAUUUCUACUUAGAAAAUAUUAACUUUAUAAUCCUUAGCCAUCAUUUCCUCUGUAGCUGAAAAAGUGUUUUCAGCUACUCAUAAAUGACAAAUAAGAAGCAUGUUGCCUUAUUUUAUUAUACCUUGCAAUAGCAAUACUUUUUUCUUGCUUAAAUGUAUCAAUUCACUCUGUUUAUAAAGGUCAAUGCCUUAUGCAUAUCAAAUCUGUUUACAACACAAAAUGUAAUAUAAAUAAAGUAACUUUUGAACAUCUUAAAACUGUUAAUUGAUAUGUAUUUGCACUGGAAUAAAUACAUUCAGGUUUGCCCAGGAAUGUGAAUUAACCCCAUUGUUGCAUACCAUUUGUAAAAGUAGGCAACCCAUAGUCAUAGCCAGGCAAUACCAGGGGAUCUGUUACAUGGCUCCCCUUUUGUGGAAAACCCUAGCAGACCUGGUUUGAUCCUUUUCGGGUCAGCCUGGGGAUGUCUGGGCCGCUGCUAGGGCAUAAGUUCCGUUUGCCUGGAGAACCCGUCAGUGUUGCCGUUUUGCUUGGCAAGCCGAUACUGGAUGGAAAAAUUGUAAGGUUGUAGUGCCAAGCUCCAUGGCAAUUGCCGGCCGUUGUCCCCUGCAACUCGGUUCCUGGCCAUAUAAAUGGGGAGUCAGUUUCUUUAGAGCCCAGGCAUUCUUUUUCCACUGCCGCGUAGCUCACUUCCCUAGGUAACAAUUUCCGGCUAAUGUACCCGACAGGGUGCUCCCCUCCAUCUUCUCCGACCUGGCUUAGAACUACCCCCAGUCCGUACAUGGAGGCAUCUGCGUGAACAACAAAGCGUUUGUUAGGGACUGGGGCAGCUAACACAGGAGCGUGGAUCAAAGCGUUCUUUAGGGCUUGGAAGGCUGCUUCACAGGAGGGAAGGGGCACAUCCUCUCUUUCUACCUUCGGUUAACCGGUAGAGUCUCUCUUUGUCCCAGAUAAACCUUUCGUGCUCAUCCCCCCCGGUCUCAGCUUUCUUUCUGUAUGUCUGGAGGGAGGGGUCCUCUCUGGUUUCCCUCCCAAAUUCCUCAGGGGUAUCCCAAGCUAAGGGCUUACUAGCUACAGUCAGGGGAGGAGUCGGUGUGGUGCUUACCUUGGUGUCCCAUCCUGGUGAGUCGUUUUCUGCACAGCGGGCCUGGGAACAGGUGGUCACAGGGCAAGUUGUUACGGCUGGAAUAGGCAAAUAGGCUGAAGCCAGGGGCCCAAUGUUGUUGCCCAACAAGACUGGUAGGUGCAACGACAGGCGCCCACUGUGGUCUUGCCAGACCCGACUCCCCAGUCCAGGUGCACCCGGGCAGUAGGGAGACGAAAGACAGCUCCUCCGGCGACUCUUACAGCCACGGUGUGUUUGAACAAGUUCUCUGGUUUGACCAAGCGUCGUUGGAGUGUUGGUGGCGCUUGUGUCCCGCAGGCCUUGGGCUACUUGCCCGUUCACCCGUACCUCUUGUCGGUGCUUUUGUUGGUUUUCUGGCGAUGCAGGCAUUCCUCUGUACCCAGUUUGGUUUCCAUGCAAUGAACCGCUGGGAUACGGGGGAUUGUAGUAUCUGCUCUGGGUGAGGGGCAGCUACAAAUUGGACAGUUCUUAAUGAUGUGCCCUACAUUGUGGCACUGACGACAUUGUGUCUUGGAGUAGUCCCGGGGGUAAUUUGGUGAUCCUUGGUAGCGAGAGGGUCCAGGGGUACCGGAGCACGGAACUCCAGGCAAAGGGUAGGAACAGGAGCCCUAGUUUCCAAGCGGGCAAGUGGGCUUGGGGUAUUUAUCUUGUUUUCAGCUAAUUCGUCUGCUAACCGGGCAGCAUCCUUUAGGGUGAGGGGACGGCGGUCUCGCACCCAGUCCUGUAGUCCGGUAGGCAAUUCACUGAAGAAAUGUUCCAUUAAAAAUAGCUGUAACACUUCUUCUCUGGUAUUGGCAUGGCAACCCUUAAUCCAGUGGGAUGCCACUCUGUGCAACCGGCAGGCCCAUUGCAUGUCCUCAUUUUCCACAAAAGCCUUGAAGGCUGCAAAAGGGACGUUCCUCUGACGAUGUUGGCCCAUACAUUGUUAGCCUUGUCCGAACGAUGCGCAUGAUGUCAUCUUCCUCGGUGUUCGGGACAUUUGGUUCGGCUAUUUCCAUCGACCGAUUCAUUUUGUCUAACUCCAGUAGGUUAACGAUUCUUUCCGCGGUCGGUUACUGGCGCUCCGUGCUUGUCUUUCUAGCAAAUCUUUUAGCGUUGGUCGUUUCAGCUUUGCAUACUGGUUCUCCAUUCAGUCAGCACUUACUCUACGCAGGAACUGAUUUAAUGGGCACACAAGCAUUUCUUUUAUACAACUUUUCACACAAGGUUACCACCCAUGUGGACCUUGUUGGGCACCAAAAACACAAACUCAACAACCAAUCAUUUACAGUUACACAGUUAAACACUCCGAUUCAUUACUGUAUGUUCCUCCCCUCUGCUUGGGAGAUAAUUGAGUUAAUUGCUGUAUCCGCUCAAUUAUCUCCAAGCGAAAAAUAUACUUUUUACUCAAUUUUUAUAACAUCAAAACUAUACAUUCAAUUCCAAGAAAUCUUACAUUUUCAAAACAAGAAUAAUUAGGGAACAAACAUAUUCAAAAAUCAUACAAAUCGGUUCAGAGGUUCAGGAGGUAGCUGGAAGUCUCAUCCCUGCCCGGCCGCACACAAGGCUCCUGCCCAAAAUAGUUGCAUACAUUCAGCUGGUGCGGACGGUCCCUUUUUGUAAAAUUUAAAUACCAAACAGUAAUGCUUUUUAUUGUUCGUGUCUUUGCUGGUCGUGUGCCGCCUCGUUCGUGGAAUACUUCUACCGAAUGCUGUCUUGUUUGUAUAAACCUGUGCGAAACUAAGUGGUCCUGGAAGUCUCAGCGGUGUUCGGGAGUUUGAGUGUCCGAAAAUCAUUCGACAACAAGAUGGCCGUCGCCACGGAUCCGUGGCCACCCAGUGAACCACUUAGAACGUUUGCGGUGUGCGGGCUGUGGUCUGGCACAGAGUCAAGGAGUUAAUUGGCGGCACACGCCUGGGCUGGGUGGUCUCUGGUUCAGUAGUUUGUUCGUUCAUACGAAUGGGCUAGCAGUGUCAUUCGUUUUCCCAUUCGUAUGUGAAAUAUAACAACAGUAACAAAUCCAGUGGUUAUAAUGUUCCAAGUCUGUUGGCCAGGCAAUACCAGGGGAUCUGUUACAGUCAUUAUCAAAUAAAGCCAGGGUGAAUAGCGUUUUCACAACUAUGGUGUCAGAAAUGCAUGUUUGUAUUUCUAACACUUAAGCAAAUUAAAGGAACAUUCUGGUCACCAUAACAACUUCAUCUAAAUGAAGAUGCUAUGAUGCCAGGAAGCCCCUGGGUGCUCUAUUUCCUUUAAGAGGUUAAACUGCUCUUUAAUGGUUUAACCCCAAAGGCUUCCUCAACCUCCAGAUCUCCAGAUCACUCAGUGGUUUUCGGCUUCUGAAACAGAGUGUCAGGAAGUGCAAAUUGACGUCCGGUAUGGGUGCUGCUGAUUGACUAGAGUGGUCAGCUGAUGCUCUAAGCCAAUCGCUAGUUCCUGGUUCAUAAAAAUGUUUUACUUUUUUAUGAAUGGGGAGCUACUGAUUGGAUUAGAGUGCCAGCUGACCGCUCUAGCCAAUCAGCGGCACCCCUACCCAGCAGCACUCUGUGCUUCCUGACUCUCAGUAAAAAAAAGUGAACACAUUAACACUGAUAAUUUUUUUACCUGGGGAGAUGAGCAGGUCCAAAGUUUCCCUGCCAGGCCCAGGUACCAAAGCCUUAUGUGGUGUCCAUAAUACAGUGGAGGGUUUACUUCACCUGUCCUUCCUGCUCCAAUCUAUUUUCUUCUCCUUCAUUUGACACAGUCUUCUUUUUCUUCUGACACUCUCUUCUUUCCUCCUUGGCUCCUUCAGAUCCUUUCUGCUCCUUCUACUUUACCUUUGUGCUCCUUGCUGCCCCUUUCUGCCCUUUUUGAUCCUUGCUGUCCCUUUCUGUCCUUUUUGCUCAUUGCUGUCCCUUCCUGUUCCUGUCUUCUCUCCUCCUUGGCUUCUCUGCUCUUUCUACUACUUUCUGCUUCUUUUGCGCCCUUCAGCUCCUUUCUCUCUCUGCUUCCUUUCUGCUCCUUGCAGACCCUUUCUGCUCCUUCUCCUACUUUACCUUUGCACUCCUUCUGCCCCUUCCAGCUCAUUGCUACCCUUUUCUGCUCUUUCUCAUACUUUACCUCUGUGCUCCUUCUGAUUAUUUCUGCUCCUUUACCUUUGUGCUCCUUGCUGCAUUUUUCUGCUCCUUGCAGAGCCUUCCUCCUUCUUGCUUCCUGCUUCUUGCUGACCCUUCCUGCUUCUUGCUGACCCAUCCUGCUCCUUUCUGCUCCUUCCUGCUCAUUUCUGCUCCUUAUCUUACUUUACCUUUGUGCUUCUUCUGCCCCUUCCAGCUCAUUGUUGACCCUUUCUGCUCCUUGAUGUGCCUUCCUGCUAAUUUCUGUUCCUUCUCCUUUCUGCUCCUUCUUACUUUACAUUUGUGCUCCUUCUGUCCCUUCCUGCUCAUUGCUGCCCUUUACAGCUCCUUGCUGACUCUUUCUGCUCCUUGAUGUCCCUUGCUGCUCCUUGCUACCCCACGCUGCACCUUCUCCUCCUUUACCCUUGUGCUCCUUCUGCCCCUUCCAGCUCCUUGCUGCCCCUUUCUGCUCCUUGCUGUCCCUUCUUGUUUCUUUCUGCUCCUUCUCCUACUUUACCUUUGUGCUCCUUCUGAUUCUUUCUGCUCCUUCACCUUUGUGCUCCUUCUGUCUUUUCCUGCUCCUGCUGCCCCUUUCUGCUCCGUGCAGACCCUUUCUACUUCUUGCUGCCCCUUCCUGUUCAUUUCUAUUCCUUUCUGCUCCUUCUCCUACUUUACCUUUGCGCUCCUUGCUGACCCUUUCUGCUCCUUGCUGCUCAUUCUCAUACUUUACCUUUGUGCUCCUUCUGUCCCUUCUUGCUCCUUGCAGACCCUUCCUGUUCCUUGCUGACCCUUCAUGCUGAUUUUUGCUCCUUCUCCUAAUUUACCUUUGUGCUAAUUCUGAUUCUUUCUGUUCCUUCUGCCCCUUUCUGCUUCUUGCAGACCCUUCCUGCUUCUUGCAGACCCUUCCUGCUCAUUUCUAUUCCUUUCUGCUCCUUCUCCUACUUUACCUUUGCGCUCCUUGCUGCCCCUUUCUGCUCCUUACUGCUCCUUCUCAUACUUUACCUUUGUGCUCCUUCUGCCCUUUCUAGCUCAUUGCUGACCCUUUCUGCUUCUUGAUGUCCCUUCCUAAUAAUUUCUGUUCCUUCUCCUUCUGUUCUUUUCUGCUCUUUCUAUUUUACCUUUGUGUUGCUUUACCUUCCUGCUUCUUGCUGACCCUUCCUGCUUCUUGCUGACCCUUCCUGCUCCUUGCAGACUCUUCCUGCUCCUUGCAGACCCUUCCUGCUCCUUGCUGCCCCUUCCUGCUCAUUUAUGUUGCUUUGUGCUCCUUUUCCUACUUUACCUUUGUGCUCCUUGCUGCCCCUUCCUGCUUAUUGCUGACCCAUCCUGCUCCUUUCUGAUCCUUCCUGCUAAUUUCUGCUCCUUAUCUUACUUUACCUUUGUUCUUCUUCAGCCCCUUCCAGCUCAUUGCUGACCCUUUCUGCUCAUUGAUGUGCCAUCCUGCUCAUUUCUAUUCCUUCUCCUUUCUGCCCCUUCUCCUACUUUACCUUUGUGCUCCUUCUAUCCCUUCCUGCUACUUGCUGCCUUUUACAGCUCCUUGCUGACUCUUUCUGCUCCAUGGUGUCCCUUCCUGCUCCUUGCUGCCCCGCUCUGCACCUUCUCCUCAUUUACCCUUGUGCUCCUUGCUGCCCCUUUCUGCUCCGUACUGCUCAUUCUCAUACUUUACCUUUGUGCUCCUUUUGUCCCUUCCUGCUCCUUGCAGACCCUUCCUGCUCCUUGCUGACCCUUCAUGCUAAUUUUGGCUCCUUCUCCUAAUUUACCUUUGUGCGCCUUCUGAUUCUUUCUGCUCCUUCACCUUUGUGCUCCUUCUGUCUUUUCCUGCUCCUUCUGCCCCUUUCUGCUUCUUGCAGACCCUUUCUGCUUCUUGCUGCCCCUUCCUGCUCAUUUCUAUUCCUUUCUGCUCCUACUUUACCUUUGCGCUCCUUGCUGCCCCUUUCUGCUCCUUACUGCUCCUUCUCAGCACUUUGUGCUCCUUCUGCCCCUUCCAGCUCAUUGCUGACCCUUACUGCUUCUUGAUGUCCCUUCCUGAUAAUUUCUGUUCCUUCUCCUUCUGUUCCUUUCUGCUCCUUCUAUUUUACCUUUGUGUUGCCCUACCUUCCAGCUCCUUGCUGCCCCUUCCUGCUCCUUGCUGACCUUUCUUGCUCCUUGCUGCCCCUUCCUGCUCCUUGUUGCCCCUUUCUGCUCAUUUAUGUUCCUUAUUGCUACUUUACCUUUGUCCUCCUUGCUUCACCUUCCAGCUCCUUGCUGCCCCGUUCUGCUUCUUGAUGUCGCUUCCUGCACAUUUCUGUUUCUUCUCCUUUCUGCUCCUUCUCUUACGUUACCUUCCUGCUCCUUGCUGACCCUUCCUGUAGGCUGUCUCCCCUAUCCUAUCACUGGCUGUCUCUCCCCCCAUCCCUCACUUACCUGAUCUGUAGGCUUCUCCCCAUCCCUCACUCACCUGAUCUGUAGGCCGCCUCUGCAGCCUGGGAGUUGCUGGCUGCAUGCAGGACCGUCUUUUACACAGGUCAAAAGGGGCAGCUGCCCCGAGCCCAGUCAGUCUUAGGGGGCCCAAAGCAGCUGCCCCUUUAGCCCUCCGGCUGACGUGGUGCGUGCGGCCCGCGUGGAACUACCACAGCGGGCCACGCGAUGUGGUGGCUCAUCGGGUGGCCAAUGCUCCAAGGGCCACCCGUUCACGAUAGAUUUUCAGGAGCCUGGCCGCUUUCAGAGCACGACCAGUCACUUCCUCCCAGCAUUCACGAGCGCCGGGCGGGAGGAGGAGAAGAAGAGGAGGGAGUCAGAGUGGCAGCCUGAGCCUGCCUCCUGCACUUCAAAUGUAGGAAACACAUAAAAAAUGUGCAUGUAUGUAUGUAUGUGUCUGUAUGUAUCUGUCUGUAUGUAUGUAUGUAUGUAUGUGUCUGUUUGAAUGUAUGUGUGUAUCUGUUUGUAUGUAAGUAGCUGUAUGUGUAUCUGUUUGUAUGUGUGUGUGUGUUUCUGUAUCUACAUGUGUCUCUAUGUGACCCUGUGUAUUAGUAUGUGUUUCUGUGUGUCCGUAUGUGUGUCUUUGUAUAUAUGUGUAUCUGUGUGUCUCUGUGUCUGUUUGUAUAUGUGUAUGUGCAUAUCUGUAUAUGUUUGUAUGUGUAUCUGCGUGUAUGUUUGCACGUGUGUCUACAUGUCCUUGUAUCUGCCUGUGUGUCAGUGUGCAUUUGUAUGUGUGUAUUUGUAUCUGAAUGUGUGUCUGUGUUUGUAUCUGUGUGAAUGUCAUUCUGUUUAUUUGACUGUGUAUCAUGCUGUGUGUAUGUGUAGCUGCAUGUGUGCCUGUGUAUCUGUAUAUGUGUCAGUGUCUGUAUCUGUGUAUCUGCAUGUGGGUCCGUGUAUGUAGACAAUAGAAAAAUCCCAAAAGUUGGUGUAAUUGGGAGGGAGAGCCAAGGUCCAGCUCCCAACACAAGCCAACAGAGGGUGUGCCCAUUAGGUAAAUUACUUAGAACCCACGGUAUAGGAGAUGUCAAUGAAAUGAAAAUAAAUAAAUCUUUAAAAGAGAAAUGUUAAAAAUCUAUCUAUAAUAGAUAACCAGAAAGUGCUACCAAAUAAUAAAAUAAAGAGGUGAAAAAAAAAUGCAAAACACACUAAAGCUGGGUCUUGGAUACAGUGUACCUAGUGAGUCUCAGAUAUAUCAAACUAUGGAAAUAAAUGAUCCUAAGAAGGGUAAAAUACGCAAACGUGUGAAUUGAUGUAUAUAUAGAGUAGGUAGACAAAGUAGCUGCCAGAGAAUGUAGGUAGUAAGGUAAGUAAGCUAGUCUUAGGACGCUGGCCAAUAGGUACCUCCGUGUGGCUUGAUAGUCUUGCGUUUAACUAGGGAUAGUAUUCAAAGCCUCUGUUAUAGAGGGAAAUGUAAGUAUAGCAAAAUCCCCCCUUGUGGCCUGAAUAUAAACUAAACCCCAGAGUAAAUGAGUAAAGUAGACAAUGGGGAGAGUAGUAGAACGGUAUAAACUGCCUCCCAAUAUCAAUUGGUAUAUAACCUCAAAAAUUGUUCCAUCUAAAAGCUUGUUUCACAAAUAAAAAUAAUAAUAAUAAAAGUAAAUAUGUAGCUAAAGCCAGAAUUAAAAGUGUAGCCUGUAUGUAUAUCUUAAUGUCAAAAGUGAAAGGUACUUGCCAUACUGUGUGGAUCUAAAGUUCAGAAAAAAACCUUAAAGGGUUUUAAGAGUUUUGAAAUUACCAAAUAAAGUAAACAUAAAUGAGAAAAAAUAAUAAUAAAUGAAAAUAUAUUCACUUGGUGGUUCCCAAAUAUAUACAAAUUUACUUAGUAGGACCGGAAUAUUAUAUUAUAGGAAAGGGGAAAAUGAAAUUCCUUCAUUGAGACCUUUUGGACUCAAAGUUUUAAGUUGAUAGAUCCAGAAGCAUUCUCUUUGUCGUACUCACCACGCCUUGUGUUCCUCUUGACUAGUUCAAGAACGCAAAAGCGCAACCCCUUAGGGUCGCUAUCAUGAUAUUCACGAAGGUGUCUUGAAAUGGGAUUUUCAGUCAGGUAUUUUGGCGAUCUGAUGUGCUCCUGUAUACGUUUCUUAAAAGGGCAAAAUGUUUUUCCCACAUAUUUUUUGUUACAUUCACAAGUCAGUAAAUAGACAAUGCCUGCCGUGUUGCAGUUAAAGAAGGAGGUUAUUUUGAAUUCCUCCUUUUCUUUGCUGUCUUUCACUCUCUUAGAGUCCCUCUUUAUGAGUUUGCAGGUAAUACAACUCCCACAUCCAUAGGUUCCAACCAAAGGGUUCUGGAGCCAUGUUGUGGGGGAGGGUCCAGAUUUUAAGUUGCUGGGAGCCAGCAGGUCUCGUAAAUUUUUACCUCUGCGGGCGGUGAUGGCUGCAUUUGGGGCCAGUACUUCUUGAAGGUGUAAAUCACCAGUCAGCAAUGGCCAGAAGCAUCUAAGGGAGCUCUUAAAAUUCUCCCACCCUGCAUCAUAGGUGGCUAUUAAUCGAAUAGUCCCCUUGAGGUCUUCAGCUGGCUUGUUCACGGUCGUUUCGCUUAUCAAACUAUUACAAUCUGAAUCAAGGGCUCUCUGAUAUGCCCAUUUGAGGCAUCUGUUAGGGUACCCUUUUACUUUGAAAUGUCUCCUUAGUUCUCUAGCUUUAAUAUUGAAUUCGGCAAUGGUGCUGCAAUUACGUCUUACCCUGAGAUAUUGGCCUGUUGGGAUGCCCUGUUUAAGGGGUAUUGGUUGGAAACUAUCCCAUCUCAAAAGGUUGUUAGAUGCGGAUGGCUUACGAUAAAGAGUAGUGUGUAUUUUAUUUUCAGCUGUGAUCUAAAUCGUUAAAUCCAAAAAGUUUAAGCUUGAGCCCCCAAAUUCGUUGGUAAAUCUUAGAUUUUCUUCAUUGAUGUUAAGAGUCCGGACGAAGUUAUUGAACUCCUCGAGAUUACCAAGCCAUACAAUGAGGACGUUGUCAAUGUAACGACGCCAAAGAUAGAUGAGGGGGAGGUAUUGGGAAAUCCCUGUGUGGUGGAUCAAAAUUCCUAAAUGAAGGUUGGCAUAUGAUGGGGCACAGGCUGUCCCCAUUGUAAUCCCCUUGAUCUGAUGGUAAUAUUUUCUUUUAAAAGUAAAGUAGUUAUGUGUGAGUAUAAACUCGACGAGUUCCAGACAGAAUGCAGUAUGUGCCAUGGCAAAUUCACCCCCUUGUUCCAAAAAAAUGGCCUGUAUGUCUAAUGCCAUUACUAUACAUGUAUCAUUGGGACUUAUACAUGUUCCUCCCCCGACCGCUCAGUUCAUCUAUUCCAUAAUCCCCGGGCGGUCCCCCUUUUUUUCAUUGACUUGUUACUUAGUCAUUUACUACUCCGCCCACCCACUCAUGGGGCGAUACUGGAUUUGCCGCAUUACGUACAUGAAGGAGCGGGUCCUUACCCCUUAAAAGUCUCGGCAGGCUCAGACCCACUUUACCGCUUUUGAAAAAGGUGCCACGUAGCGCCGAAACACACAUUGAGUGAGAUGCCGGAUUUAGGCUUUUUUAAUUCACUCUGGGUUCUUGUUGAUAGCUCUGCCAUUGUAGUAUAGAACAAGUAUGAUUUAGGAAGUUCGAUAGAUCUUUGAACAAGGGUUUAUUUCAAACCUUUUUAUUACCUUCGGGCUAAUACUUUGUUUUCCACUUUGUGUUUAUUGGUACUAGGGUUGCUUAUACUUCUGCAAGUUGAUAUAUCUGGUAGUGUAAACCUACAGAGGGAUGGUUUACUAAUACCCACUGAAGACGCCUAUACCAUUAUACACUAUAUUGCGACUCUUGACAAUUUUUUAGCAUAUAUACCAAUUGAAAAAAGAUUUAUUUAUUUUCAUUUCAUUGACAUCUCCUAUACCGUGGGUUCUGAGUAAUUUAACUCAUGGGCACACCCUCUGUUGGCUUGUGUUGGGAGCUGGAGUUUGGCUCUCCCUCCUAAUAACACCAACUUUUGGGAUUUUUCUAUUGCAUAUUUCUUUGGGUUAUGCCCAUUUUCUCUGUCUAUUUAGUCCACUUUUGACUUCAGGGUCAGCAUAGUCUUACUCUGCAGUCAUCUUCCUUUCUACGGGUCCAUGUAUGUAUCUGUAUGUUAUUGUGUGUAUCUGCAUGUAUGUCAGUGUGUUUGUUUAUGUGUUAGUGUUUUUGUUUAUCUGCAUGUUUGUCAGUGAGUGUAUCUGUGCAUCAGUGUAUGUAGGUGUGUCAGUGUGUAUCUGCAUGUGUCUGUGUAUGCACUUGUGUGUCUGUGUCUCUCUCUAUGUAUGUCUGUACCUGUGUAUGUGUGCAUCUCCAUGUAUGUUAGAGUUUGCAUCUGUAUGUGUGUUAGUGUUUGUAUUUUGUCUCAGUAAGAAAUGAGAGGGCUAAGUGUGUGUUUUUUUAUUUUUGUGUGGGCGUUGAUGGUGUGAUUGCAUGCUAGGAAAGGGAAAGGGAGGGCUAGGUCAACGGGCCCCAAUCAAAUACCUGCCCAGGGUUCAAUCAGUAUUAAAGACAGCCCUGGUUGCAUGUGCUGCUCACCUGCGAAUUCAGUCAGGAGAAGCAGGGAUAAAAUGUAGCUUCCUAUCCCUGCCUCUCUCCACAAACAGCGCCACCUACUGGUCGGUGCCGGUAUUGCAGUGGGGGGGGGCAAGUGCCGCGGCAAUGCUCAGACUUCGCGAGAGGAACCCGACUGAGCUGCUGGCUAGAGCUUCCCGGGUCCUCUCCUGCCUCCCUCCCUGCCUGUGGGCCGGUGAGGGAGAUCAUUGAUUAUCUAUCUCCCUCCAGCACCUAAAUAUGCAUACCUCCGAGAUGUGAAUUUGGAACUUUGUUUUCUUCGGAAUUGGCCGAAUGAUGAGGAUCUUUUCCUUCGACAAGUCUCAGCAAAACUCACUCUUCUACUUUGCCUUGUUUUCUUCUGCAGGAUCUCUGAUGUCCUUUUCCAUUUAGCCAAAUGGAGUAACCUUCUCCAUCUCCAGACGGACAGAAUCUGACUCUUCUACGUUUUUUUACCCGUAUUUCCACGACCUUCCCAAACUCUGUGUGGUUUCUACUCUCUCCCUUUAUUUAGAGAUUAAUUCUCCCCUCAGCCUCUCCUCAUCAGGUCAACUUUUAAUUUCCUACGUGUGCCCUUACAAACCAGUCUCUACCACCAUCUUGGCACGAUGGAUCAGGUGGUUACUAUCGUUAGCGUGUGUCGACCCCUACUUUGGUGCACACUCUGUUACAGGUGCGGCAGCCUUGGGAGUCGUUCUGGCAGGUGCUUCACUUUCUGAUAUUCUACGUUCUGCGGACUUGUCACAAGAGGACACCUUUCAUUGGUUCUAUUUUUGUCCUCCUUUACAUGCCUCUAUGGCAUUAAUUGAGAAGCGUUAAAACAGCAAAAUAUGAAGCCUCCUGCCAUGUAAUAAAAUUGUAGAUUAUGCUAGCUUUAGUGUACAGAUAAUCUUAAUUUUAUUAAUGACAGGAGGCGAAUAUUUCCCGCCCAUUUUAUUUCCCUUCCCUUCUUUCUAUAGGGAGUUGACUUUUAGGAGAAGGUGGGUAUCUAUAUCUGAUCAGUUUUAAUCUUGCAUUUGUAUUUCUUGUCUAUUAACUUGCAAGGUAGCCUUAAUUAUGAACAUAGUGAGGUGCUUAUUCCUGUAAAGUUUACAUGCGUUUUACUAGUCCAUUUCCUAGAUUAAUUACUUUUUUCGAUUUUGUUCUCUCGUUUCAGUUUAAAGUUCCCUACAGACGCCAAGCUUGAAGCAGAUUAUCCGUCUGGUUAUUGUUUUUCCUUUCACCUUAUUUUCUUCACCUGUUCCGUUCUGGUCUCUUUGGUUGCCUAUCUCUACUCUGUUCCUGUUUCAUAUUAUUUUGCAGCUUGAAAGAGGAAGUGACAAUAGAGGAAGCAAGUUUUGUUGUCUCUGUUGUUUUUUCUGAUUGGUUAACCUGUUGCUAAGCAAACUUGUGCUGCUGUAGAGUUUAGUAAAGAGAGUUAAGCAAAAUAUUUGCCUCCUGAUUAUAUGUACACUAAAGAUAGCAUAAUCUACAAUUAUCGGUUCUUCCGAUUAUUAAAGGAUCACUAUAGGGUCAGGAACGCAAACAUGUAUACCUGACCCUAUAGUGUUAAAACCACCAUCUAGCCCCCCCCCUAGGCCCCUCAUGCCUCCAUAAAUAUAGUAAAAAAUCUUACUGUAUUCAGGCCUGAAGCUGUAACUCUGCAUGCUGUUUGCCUAAAAAAAACCAAAAAAAAAACAGGCAGUCUGCUGACAUCAUCAGAAGUGGUAGCCUGAUCCAGUCACAGUGCUUCCCCAUAGGAUUGGCUGAGACUGACAAAAAGGCAGAUCAGGGGCAGAGCCAGCAUGAUUCAAACACAGGCCUGGCCAAUCAGCAAAUCCUGAUAGAGAUGAAUUGAAUCAAUGAAUCUCUAUGAGGAAAGUUCAGUGUCUGCAUGCAGAGGGAGGAGAUACUGAACCAGGAAGGAUCUCUAACAGCCAUCUAAGUAGUGUCCAGUGAAGUUUUCACUAGGCUGUAAUGUAAACACUGCAUUUUCUCUGAAAAGACAGUGUUUACAGCAAAAAGCCUGAAGGUAAUGAUUCAAUAAGCUGUAGUUGUUCUGGUGACUAUAGUGUCCCUUUAAAUAUUGCAUUCGACUUAUCUCUGAUAAUUGGUCUCACAAUAAUCACAUGCCCUGUCUUUCACAUCCAGAAAUUCCAGCCAUCAGUUAAGGAGGUGCCAUGUGGCAACCUCACGUUAGCAAUCACACUUCUAUUAGUACCAACACUGUAUGUGCUGGGAUCUCGGUGAUCCCAGCAUGUACUGGCUGCCUUAGAGUGAUGGGAGUGUGAUUGCUGACAGCAUUUUUAGUUAAUGCAGGAUUUGUUUAGAAAUUAUGUUUCCUUUUCAAAAUUUUAAAUGUACAGAAUAUCAGCAAUCAGCCCGAAAGGUGACCUUUAAAUUGUAUUGGCAUUGACUCUGCAGAAAUUAUAUCAGUCAGUCCCAAGUUUGUACCUCCUGUAUUAAAGGACCACUAUAGGCACCCAGACCACUUCAGCUUAAUGAAGAGGUCUGGGUGGCAGGUCCCUCUAGGAUUAACCCUUUCUGCUAUAAACAUAGCAGUUUCAGAGAAGCUCGAGGAGCUUCUCACUGAUUUUCACAGUGAGAAGACGCCAGUGUCCAUAGGAAAGCAUUGAGAAUACUUUCCUAUGAGACACGCUGAAUGCGCGCACAGCUCAUGCUGCACAUUCGCAUUCAGCUGAUGACGGCAAAGUAGGAGGAGAGUCCCCGGUGCUGGAAAGAAGGUAAGGGAUUAACCCCUUCCUCCCCCUAGAGCCCGGCGGUAGGGGGACCCAGAGGGUGAGGGGGACCCAAGGACCCUAUAGAGUCAGGAAAACAAGUAUGUUUUCCUUGCACUAUAGUGGUCCUUUAACUCCAUCGUGAUCACAGUAAUAACUCCAUCAUGAUCUGGAGCUCAGUUAGUCAGAGUGCAUGCUUGGAAUCUCUGGUUCCUGCCUGUGAUUUAUCAAUAAGAGCUGGACCACAAUGGAGCAAUUAUUGUGGUAUGUACCUGCUGGAGCUUCCUCCUCUGAUCCUGUCCUUCAUAUAACAGCUGUGUUUCUUACCAGGGCUAAAAGUACCAAAAAACUGCCCUCCAAACACACACAGAGCAGCAUGUCCUAGUUGUCCAGGAAUAGUAAUUUCCCAUCCCUGCAUUAAGUUAACAUCUUAUUUAUCAGAUAAUCUUUUUUCAACCUAGAUUACUUCGUAACCAUGGCCUCAAUUCAAUAAGCUUUUCCAAAUAAUUCAAUACUGACCGUUCUGAAACAUUUCAGAUGCUCAUUAAAGGGACUCUCCAGUGCCAGGAAAACAAACCGUUGCUGAAGCGGUUAAAACCCCUUCAGUGACUUACCUGUAUCCAGCGCCGAUGUCCCUCGGCCCUGGGUCAGGGUCUGCCCACGCUCCUCCCCCUGCCGAUGUCAUCCGGCGGGGGAGACCUAUUGAGCGUAUGCGGCAUUAGACCUCCCCAUAGGAAAGCAUGGGGAAUUCAGCGUGAGGACUUCCAGCGACGUUAUAACACACUUUUCGUGUUCUAUGAGACAGCCACUAGAGGACGACUUAACCCUUCAAGGUAAAUAUUGCAGUUUAUGAAAACUGUAAUAAUUACACUUGCAGGGUUAAGGGUAGUGGGAGUUGGCACCCAGACCACUCCAAUGAGCAGAAGUGGUCUGGGUGCCUGGAGUGUCCCUUUAAAUUGAUGCAAUUAUCUUGUGUAAAUAAAAUUCUUUAAUAUUUUUCCAAAAGAUUUUUACUAUUAUAUAAAUGUAUGUCAGGAAGUCAAGCUUAGGGCAGCACUCAGAAGGAGUGGGCAUUGUGUACUCGAUAGGUAGAUGAGAUAAAUGUAAGACUAGCAUGUAUUAGCGCUUAUUGUGAAAAAUUCUAUACAAAUGUGUAUAUCAAAUUUUAAAUAAUUCAUUUGCUAUCACACUGUGAUGUGUAAUCUUCACACAACCCAACUUAAAACCAUGAACCAAAACACAGUGUAGUGCUUAUUACCAAUUAAAAAAGGGUUAGACAUGUGGAAACAACAGAAUACCCAGAGACAUAUGUCUUAACAUCAAUGGGAAAAGUUUUAAGUAAAGAAGACUUUAGUGUCACAGGUGUCUUACCCUAACAGGAAAGAGGAAACCCACAAAAGAUGGAUCCAAAAGACGUGUUACCGAGCCUUUGAUUGGCCGGACUUAAUGUAUUAAUAUAGCGAGAAUCAAGGUUAAGAAUUAAUCAAGAUGGACAAACUGUUGUGGGCUGAAACAUUGUUUUUCUGCUCCAAUAAAUUCUGCUCCAAUAACUUUGCCCACUGGAUUUAAGUUGAGUGCCUGGACCAUCAUUACUUUUUUGCAAGAGAAUAAAUCAAGGUCAGGAUACGAGAAAUCACAAAUCAAAUACGAAGCCGAGGUCAGGAUACCAGAAAUCACAAGUCAAAUAUGAAGGUCAAACAAAGGAAAUCAUAAGAGAAUCUCUGGGAGCACUAAACAUGGAUCUAACAAGAAAUCACGAAAGCGCAAAGAAUAAGGGCCAAAGCAAGCCUUUAAUAGGCUUACCUGUGUACUGUUUGGUCCACAUCAUCAUUGUGACUCAAAAUAUUUUAGAAUCGCAAUGAUGACGUGGUCAGUUUGAAAAAACAGGCGUGACAUCAUGCCUACACUCUAUAUAAGGAUGUGAUGCAGCGCAGCCGCAUGGAUCGGCUGGACCGCGCGGCAGGAGGAGGGGAGUACAUUAGAGUAUGCCACAUGGUCAGACCGUCUGGCAGCAAGAGUGCUGGGCAGUUUAAGGGAGUACAUGUCACACUUAGUACCUUUAAAUAAACAAAGAUAAAUACAAUAGUGUAUAACCCAGUGAAUAAAUAGCAUAAUAAUAGAUGAAACAAUUGAACAGUCACACUUUCAUGAGCUAAAACACUUAGCUCUGGUGGGAACAGCUUUGGAAUCCGUAGAGGCGACCCUUCCCUUCUUUAUACUGGAAAUUUUCUUAAUGAGUCCUAAACAUUAGUUCAGAAAAGAUAUGGACAUAGAGUAAAAGAGUAGUGUACAGAAACCUCCAACAGGUUCUUCACAAAUGGAUACUCACAAAGGCAGAGCCUAUUCCAGGCUCUAUAUACAGUGCAGUGUAAAGUUUAGGGACUACAUUCCCUUCUAUCUCAGUAGCAGGAACAAGAUGCUAAGUAAUAUUAAAAAAAAUUACUGUUUAUUAAAUAUGACACCUUAACAAAUUUGCAAACAAAUAGACUCUUGCUAUUGCCUGGAUGUGUUUUGCCACUUAACAGUUGGGCAAUUUGUGCUGAGAGUCUGGAGGUGCUUCGUCCUGCUAAUAUACCCUCUUAAUAGGGGGAUAAUGCCAUCCAGGUUCGGAAAUGCGACGAUGCGCCGGGAGUGCACACCGUUUCAAGCCUCGUUCCCAUCUGGGAUUUUUGUGACGUGGCAGCUACUUCCGUCUCAUCAUUUCCGGUUUGUUCGUUCUGCGUCAUCAUAAGUCUUCUUAUGUGUGUUAGCGGCCAUGUUUGCAUUCCAUAUAGACAUCCUCCCCAGAAAUAAAGUCUCACUGUGUUCCAUUUAUUGUCCUAUUCAAUCUUUUGCUUUGUGAGUCUUUAAAAACUCUCCACAUAUAAAUAAUAGGGAAAAAUGGGAAACAUCAAAGGAUUAUGUAUAUUUGAACACUAAAUAAAAUAAAAUAGAAUAGAAUUACUGGUGAUAAUUAUACUAAAAACUAACAGUUACAGUGACAUAAAAAGUGACCUAAUUAAAAAUCCAUUGCAUUUCAAACUUACUUAAUUUCUGGUCAAAAUUUCCUAACCCCAUUCUUUCUUUUUUAAAGUGCAUAUCCUUAGUGUCACUAUUAUGAUGUGAUUUGAAAUGGGAUGAUACACUAUGUAGUUCAAAGCUUUUGUUAAUUGUGUUCUUCUACCUGGGUAUGUAACACCAUAGUAGUUUGCCUAUGUAGUUAAGACCACAUGGGCAUUGUAGAAGAUAUAUGACAUUUUUCUGAAAGCACGUUAUUAAUUCAUUAGAUAGGAUACAUUGCAUGGUCUGUUAUAAACUCCCUAAGAUGUCUUUUCUUAUCUCCUGUUCUUUUACAAGCUAGACAAUGACCACAUCCAAAAAAAAACGUUUUGGUUAUUAAAAAAAUGUGGGUUGGUCUUUUUCCUCUUUAAUAAAACUUUUUGUUAAAGCGUCUUUAAAAUUAUUAACUCCUCUUUGUAUAAAAGUCGGUUGGUUGGGGAAGAUAGUUUUGAAACUGGGUCCUGUAGGAGUACAGGCCAAAAUGUUGUCACAAUCCCUCUUAUUUUUCUGUUUUCCAAAUUGAAAUCGCAGAUACAAGAGACCUAAUCUGUUGAACGGAUAGUUUUAUCUGUAUAUUGCACUAAUUGUACUCUUUCCUUCGUUCUGAUAUCCGUUCUAGAUUCUUCUAAUUUGGUCUCUUUAUAUUCCUUUUCUAAAAAAUCUAUCUUAUUUUCUAAUUAAAUCUCAUAUGCUCCUUAGUAGUAAGGACAAUGCCCUCUUAAAAUACAUUAAGAAUAUUUCUUAUAUUAUGGAGGUAAUUCUCUUAUAUUUUUAGGAACAUAGAUAUUUAUACUUUUCCCAUUUAGAUCACUGUAACUGUUAGUGUUUAGUGUAAUUAUCGCCAGUAAUUCUGUAGCGGAGAGCAAUGGUAGCAGGGCUUAUUCUCCACUAGUCACAGCUACUCAGGAACAUGCAGGUUACUUCAGGACAGCAGGCAGAAAUACAAUAUGUUAUAUGAAUAGCCCACCACCCUUCCCAAUAACUGGACAACACUAAGUAUUAAGAGCAGAACUGAUCCUUUAAUGGCCAGGCUGGCCUUUUAUGCAAACAUUGCCCCAAAGGUUACCACCCAGGUGGACCUUGUGGGGCACCGAUAAAAAUGUGCAACAACCAGUAAAAACAGUUCAUUUACAAGAAACUCCCAUACACUGUAUACAACCCCUCUCCUCUGCUCAGAGGAUAAUUGAGUUAAUUACUGUAUCAACUCAAUUAUUCCAAAACAGAAAAAUCAUACUAUUCACACUUUUCUGAAAACACCCCAAAACCAUAUCAUACAGUCAUAAUUCCAACAUCCCCUGAUAGCCCCGAUCUGGGGGAGCAACAUUCUGAAAAAUCACCCAGAUCAGUUCAGGGGUUUGAAAGUUUUAUUGAGGUAUUAGUUUUACUGACCGCACACGAGGUGUAAGCCGAGGAUAGUUCCAUGUGUUUUGGCUGUGCGGUCGGUCUCCAUUCGUGGGGUUGAAGUGCACGAAAAUGUAUAACAUAAUGGGUUGUCUAUUUGUUCGUAUGAUUCCCCUCAUUAUUAUUACUCUUUUCACCGAACGCCGCUCUGUUCCCUUGAUUUCCCACGAACUUGUGCGAGGAUGGAAGUCCCUGCGGUGUUCGUGCCUUCGAGUGUCCAAUUUGGGUUCCAGACACUCAACUACCAAACACUGCUGGUGCAUUCAUAUGUAAAGAUGGUGUGACAGAACCGCUGGCACCCCGACCCGGUACCUUCCGCCGACGGAUGCUCCUAGUGCUUUCCGAGGACUCCAAGCACUCUGCAGACCCCACGAACCGCCGCAGGUUGGUUGGGGUCUCGCCGUCUCCACCCACUCUGGACCCAGCUUCCAGCAGUUCGACCUCUCUCCCAAUUCCAGAGAGCAGGAACAGGAACAAGCUCUUAGCAGAGCUUAGUGAUUAUACCCUGGGGAGUAUAGUGAUUAUAGCAGUCCCCAGAGUGUAGUUUCUCCAAUCCCCCAAACAUGAGCCGAAACUUCAUGAAGGUACAAGAUGAUCUGACUCCAAUGAGCGUUUAUUACUGCUUAUAUACACGUUUUCAGGUCAGAGGCACACCCCCUGGACCUGGUGGUAAACUGUGACAAAAGGGACACAAACCAAUGGGAACACUAAUUAACAUAAUAACACUCUCACAUACACAAUGAAAUCCCUCCUCUCCAUCCUGGAGAUAAUUGGCUUAAGGCACUGCAGUAAACUCAAUUAUCUCCAGGUACAGAAAAUAUCUACAUUUUAUACUAACCGCAAAAAUACGUAAAAGUACAUAAAAAUACAUAAUUCUUAUUUUAUGUACAUAAAUACAUAAUUCUUAUUUUAUUUUAUUACACAGAACCCCCACAUUUAACCUAUCCCCAGAUAGCUCGGAUCUGAGCGCCCAAUCUAGGUGAACAGCACUCAGAUCCCAUGAACAGAGUAGAUUUUCCACGGGGUAAAGCAUAGCAAGGGCUAUUGAGAAACCAAGGAGGGACAAAAGCAGUCAGUUCUAACUGGUUUGGCAGUGUGCCUGGGACAACGCCCUGCUGGAGAACAAUAGACAGGAAAUGGGGGUGGGGGAGGGGAAGAAACACACCUUCCCAUGGAUUCCAAUGGGAAGAAACUGUCUUUAGAAGCCAAUAAUCCCCAAAUAUUCUUUUUAAAUGGCAAUACACCCCAGGGCCAUAGUCAUGAGGAAGGAGGCUGGCAAUCAGGCACCUCCAAAAGCCGGGGGCAAAGGGCAGCUUGUCACCUAACAAUCCAGGGACAAAAGGCAUUUCGUCACAGAUGGCCCAGGGAAUACCCAGUUAGUUUGUGCGGUUGGCAAUUAAGGCAGUGUGAAUAACGAUAGGGAGGUCAAUUAGUGCCACGCUCCUCUCCUGGGUGGCCUGGUUGUUCAGUAGUUUGUUAGGUUGUCGAACGAUAUGGCUUAACAUGUGGGAAUAGGAUUCUUACCGAACAACCAGACGAAUGAUAUAAAAGGACAGCUUGUUACUUGUUCCUAUAAGUAACGAACAGUUGCAAAUGAUAUAAAUAAAGCAACAAAAAGGGUUAUGGACAGCCAAGAAUAUAAAAGGUGGAUAGUAGCAAAACCCAUUCCGGCUAUAUUAGCAGGACAAAGCAACUCCAGACUCUCAACACAGACUGGCAAUAGCGAGAGUCUGUUUGCCAAUCUUUUAAUAGUUGUCAUAUUCAAUAAAUAGUUUUUUUGUAAUAUUACUUGGCAUCUUGUUCCUGCUACUGAGAAAGAAGGGAGUGUGGUCCUAAACCACACUGUUUAUAGAGCCUGGAAUUGGCUCUACCUUUGUGAGAAUCCAUUCGUGAAGUAUUUGUUGGAGGUUUCUGUACACUACUCUAUUAACCUAUGUCCAUAUCUUUUCUGAGCUAAUGUUUAGGACUCAUUAAGAAAAUCUCCAGUAUAAAGAAGAGAAGGGUCACCUCUACGGACCCCCAAGCUGUUUUCACCAAAGCUAAGUGUUUUAACUCAUGAAAGUGUGAGUAUUCAAUUGUUUCACCUAUUAUUAUGCUAUUUAUUCACAUGCUUAUACAGUAUUGUAUUUAUCGUUGUGAUACUAAGCUUUUCUUUACUUAAAGAUUUUCCCAUUGAUGUUAAGACAUAUGUCUCUAGGUAUUCUAUUGUUUCCACGUGACUAACACUUUUUAAUUGGUAAUAAGCGCUACACUGUUUUUUGGUAGGUGGGAUAAAGGGCCCAGCGUGACCGGGUCCCUUUAAUGUUGGCAGUGCUAGGAGGAAAUGACUUCAUGUUACAGAUUGCACUAGCUUUGAGAAUGGAUGAGGCUCAGACAGGGAGAAAGAAGCGCACUGUAGACACCCUGGACAGGCUCAUACUUCCAUCUCCCUCAACAAACCAGUCCAGGAAGUCCUCAAACCUCUAGGCGUUAUUUUAGCCUUGAGAUAUUUUUCAUGGGUAAAAACUUCCCAUUUUAUCUUAAUUACUCUACUAAAUAAUUUUUCUAAUUGGUCUACCAUGAGAUCUAGAUUGUCACUUAAAAUUAGUUCUUCCUCUGCAUGAGGUUCGUCACAUUUAAAUUUUUGUAUUGCGGACUUGAACUCUGAUUUGUAUUUAAUGAUUUUGAAAUGCUGUCAGAAAGGGUAAAAACCAGUUUAAACGCAAAACAGAGGGGGGCUACAGGAAGGGUGUAAGAGAAGGAUGUUCUAGUACCUAAUGCCAAUGCCAAAACUAGUCUUAGAAUCAUUAACUUAUCACAUACUACUCUCAAUAAGGACCAUCUCUCUUUACUAGAAAAAGGUUUGUCAUUUGUCCCGGUUCCUCUCUUUAAUACAUUUUUAUGGGUGAAAGAUCUGCAUCUAUUUGCACGUAAACUAGCACUCCAUAAAUUCCAUCAGAUUAGCAAGGAGAAAAAAAGUAAUCGGAAUGUCAACUACUGAAUAUGAUUGCCUGACUACCCUGGUGGAAUUAUGGGAAGAAAACUAUGAGGUCAAUUCUCCAAUUUAUACUGACCUCAAACCAAAGAGCCGGUUCACUCCACACCUAGGCAAUUAUAGAAAUAUCGAUUUAUUUCUAGAGACAAUGAAAGAUUAAAUUGAAAAAAAUCAAUAUUAGAUCUCUAGAUUAUGUUCCAAAUAUGAAUUUGUCUAAACAAGAAAAGAGAGCUUUAAAAUCUCUGAAGACAAUGACGAACUUAUCAUCAAACCGGCAGACAAAGGGGAUAACAUUGUAGUUAUGGAUUUGAGUAACUACACGGAAGUGGUAAUGAAGGUUCUAGAAGAUACAACAACUUAUAAGAUCUUGAAGUCCGACCCUAUGGACACUUUCCUUACAGAAUACAAAGAGAUUUUGGACCAGGGCCAAAGUGGGGGGUUGCUAUCGGGUGACGAGUUUGAAUAUAUCUUCAAUCGUCGCCCGAAGAUAGCAACCUUCUACUGCCUGCCAAAGGUCCAUAAGAACCUUCAAACUCCCCCAGGGUGCCCUAUCGUCUCUGGCAUUGAGAAUAUGACCCAAAAUGGGAGUAUUUACAUCGAUCAAAUUUUAAGACCUUUUGUUGAGGGCCUUCCCUCUUAUUUAAAAGACACAAAACAAACCCUUGCCCUCCUCUCUAAAUUAAAAAUCCCCAAGUCGGCUAAAUUAUGCAGUCUGGAUAUUAAGGCACUAUAUUCUUCCAUCCCUCAUGAAAAUGGAAUUCAACAUGUAAAAUACUUUUUGGAACAAAGAGGGGAUCAACAUAAUUUCCAUACAAACUUUUGUUUAAAACUUCUCGAAUUCAUACUGACCCACAAUUUCUUCAUCUUUAAGAAUAAAUUCUACCACCAAGUGAGGGGCACGGCGAUGGGGACAGCUUGUGCCCCCUCCUAUGCCAACCUCCAUCUAGGCUGGUGGGAGGAAAAGCUUAUUCAAUCUAAAGAUAUUGCUAAAUACCUCCCUUCCAUCUUUUUAUGGCGUCGCUACAUUGACGACGUCCUACUAAUUUGGCAAGGAACUAAAGAAGACUUUUUUGAGUUUAAGAUCCUCAAUAUUAAUGACGGAAACCUAAGAUUCACGUGUGAGUUUGGGGGUCAAAGCCUUAAUUUUCUCGAUCUAAAGAUUUCUAUUACAGAUCAUGAUACGAUACAAACCACAUUAUUUAAAAAACAAUCAGCAUCUAAUAAUCUUUUAAGAUGGGAUAGCUUCCAUCCCAAAUCACUCAGAAGAGGUAUCCCCAUAGGUCAAUACCUCAGAGUUAGAUGUAAUUGCAGCUCGAUCGAGGAAUUUAUCAAAAAGCAAAAAUCCUCCCAACAGAUUUCAGGGAAAAAGGAUAUCCUAAUAGAUACCUUAAUCAAGCCUAUCAGCGAGCAAUAGCAUCUGACCGUGAUACCCUGUUAGGUGAAUCCAAUAAUACCUCUCAAAAGGAUUCAAAUAUCAUCCGCCUCAUAGGUACCUACGAUGCAGGCUGGAGUAAGGUUAAAGAUUCCCUUCAACGUUUCUGGCCAUUACUCACAGGCGACGAACACUUAAAGCAGAGAUUAACCCCGAACGCAACUAUUACAGCAUGGAGGGGGAAAAAUGUACGUGACAUACUGUCCCCUAGCCACCUGCAGCUGAAGCAGCCCACUACAUGGCUUUAGAAUCCUGUGGUGGGUAGUUUCGGAGGCGGUAGAUGUGUCACCUGUAAGUAUAUUAAAAGAGAUUCAAAAAAGGUGAAAGACAGUGAGGAUCUAGAGGAAUUUACGAUCACGUCUUUCUUCAACUGUAACACUAGUGGGUUGGUAUAUUUACUCACCUGUCAGUGUAACCUAAAAUACGUCGGUAAGACCUUUAGGCCCUUUAAGAAACGGAUCCAGGAACACGUAAGAUCUCCCAAAAAUCCAAUGGAUACUCCCAUUUCUAGACACCUCAGGGAAUGCCAUAACGGUCUGGAGCUUGUGAAAAAAAGUGCCAGAAGGGGUGACUAUGAUAAAUUUUUAAGACAAAGAGAGUCCUUCUGGAUUUAUAGAUUAAAAACUUUGAGCCCCAGAGGACUCAAUGAAGGAUUCUCUUUUUCGCCCUUUCUGUAAAUCCAUGGAACUUUGUUACAUUUUUUACAUUAAUUACAUAAUUUACAUCUGUCCCCUUGCAUUUAAAACUGUAAAAUCUCUCUAUUCCAUAUAAUCAUGGGACAAGCUCAAUGUUUUGAUUUAACUCAUAAGAUUAUCAUUUGUUAAUUUGUUUAUUUACUUAUCUUUUCCAAAACUAGUGUACACCUUAAUAUGGACCUUUUACUGUGCCAAUACCCUUCUCUAUCCGAGAAAGAUAAAAAUUCACCUUUUUAUACACUUAUGUGUUUCUUUUUUAUUUCUUGGAUCUGGAUAGUAUAAUAAUUUAGGCCUAUUAGGGAUACUAAGUUUACUCCCAAUUCAAUUGAACAAAAUUAGGGUUUUGAUUCCCCCUUCUUCUGCUCUGUUUAGUUCAUAUAGUGGUUUAACAGUGUGUUUAUUUUGACAAUUUCCAAUAACAUAUGGCUGUUAAACACACUCAUAUCGUUUUUUGCCACAUAUCUAAAUAAAUAAAUUUCUGCUUAUAAUGUAUCCAAAGGUUUAAGUACUGCUGGAGACAGUGAAUACAAUUUGUAUCCUCUGUCUGCCGGUUAACUUGCACGGCAAUGUUGUUUAUAUUGUGAGGUUUAGGUCUGACGAGCCACCAUCCAGAUGACGUCACUACCUGAUGACGUAUUGAUUGGAGGUGUGUCUCUCCCCUCCCUUUAAAAGGUGGGUUGCCGAUCGGGCAGCUUGUACUCUUGACCAAGGCGCCUAAGAGCGCCGAAACGCGCAUCGAGUUCUGAUGCUUCCUUUUUUAUUUUGGGGCAGCUCCUUUGCGAUAUGGCUUUAUAGUUAGACUAUGGGGAUUUUUUAGAGACAGGUAGUCCAGUACAUUUCUGAUGACUUUGUAUGCCUGCAUUAGGGACUCCUAGCUAUUAGGUACUUAAGUCCAUACUUUUUCGGUCCUAUCGGCAUUUUAAUAAGAGAUUCUUUUUAGUCUAGAUUUUGGAUGAUUGUGUCAGGGACCCUUAGUUAUUAGGCAAUCAAGCCAAUAUUAUCUUGUUCCUGCGUCAUCUCAAAAAGGGAUUCUAUUCAGUCUAGCUAGGACUAGAGUCUCUACUCACGUGUUUUAUAAUACUCUGUUUAAGGGCAAUUUACAACUUAGGGAAUUAGACUAUUUCUCGCUAAGGGUUGUAUAGAUUUGUUAAGGGCUCUUUCUUAGGAGCUUUCCCUAAGGGUAUACCUGUUAAUAUUUUGCCCAACAGAUACUUACCUCUACUUUAAGCCUUUGCAAUUAAUGAUAUAGAUAUAUCCAAAGAGCUCUCCCCCCCCCCCUCACCCCUUAUUUUUUCCUUUCCUUCUUCCCUCCUUUUAAAUUACUUUACACUUUUUGGUUUUAUUUAAUAAGAGUUUUUGGUUAUUUGUGUUAAGGAGUCUAGAUGACUCGAACAAGAAAUAAUUUAAUAAAGAUUGUUCUUUUAUUCUCUUAUUUCAUACCUAUCUAUCUUACUUUAAACUCUAUGGGUUAACAUUAUUCUCUGUGGGUAUACCUCCUGAGUUGUCUAUGAGAGAUAGGGCUGUAUGCCUUUUUUUUCUCUUGACUUCCCUGAGGCAAUUUUUCUCUAAAAACCAGUUUAGAAAAAUUUAAAAACUCUAUAAUCCUAAAUAAGAAAAAGAAGUUUAAGAGGGAUGUAGAUGACUAUGCGAAUGAUAGAGUAAGAAAGAUCCCUAAAAACAAUAGUAAGGAUCAGAGCCAGUCCAGAGCUCCAUACAAAUCAAACUAUCAGAGACAUGAAAGGAGGUAUUAUAAACCUCUAAACUAUGAGAACAAAUAUUAUAAACCUCAUAAUCAGUCCUACCAACCCAAGAUAAAAACACCAGCUCAGACUGGAAGCAGAACAUAUUCUUGUACAAAGAAGAAAGAUAAGCCCCCAGACAACCAGAUCAGCAAGGCCUAAAAUAUUCCAAAGAACCCCAUCUAGACCUGAUGCAAAACCAAGAAGGGAGCCACAAUAUAAAAGAGCCUAUAGAGUUGAAGAAAGACCUUUUCAUAUCCCUACUAGAAAUAGAUUUGAAAGAUUAAGAAAUGAAAAUGAGGAGGUUUUUUUAUACCAGAUAUGGAGGAGAAAACCCUGAAAAGGCAAAGAAUACUAGAAGAGGAAACAGAGGAGGGAGAGAUAAGUCAAGAAAGGAAAAGGAUAGUAAUGAGAUAAAAGUUUUUAACUUGUCUAAAUUAACAUUAUCUCCAACCCAAAUAAAAAUUUUAACUAGAGGGUUUAUGUAGCAGAGAGCUGAUUUCCCACAGCCUAUUUCCGCUGGUAUCCUAGAAUGGCUCAGGAACAAGUAGUAAAUCCAAUAGGGUAACAAGCACAAUCAGCAAGGCAAUCCAGUAAUAUCCCAUCACCUUUCCCAAUAACUGGACGACACACAGUAUCAGGAGUAGAACUUAACUAACUUUUAAUCACACAACCCCUGCUUUUAUGCAAUGCUCCCGUGCAUUUUAAUCACACAUCUCCUCCCAUCAGCUUAUCUGUUAACAGAAUUAAAAUGUACAUAUUUUUCCCCAAGUUCUAGAUGUACCCCAAAUACAAAGGGUACACCCCUAAAUGGGGUAUCCCCUGAUAGCCCUGAUCUGGGUGAAUAACAUAUUCAAAAACCACCCCGAUCUGACCAGGGGUUUGGGAGUUAUGGGGGUUAAAAAGUUAGGUGGGAUCCCUUUAGGACCACUGAAGCAUGGCUUUCCAGCCCAAACUUUCUAGCCCAAACCAGUUCAAACUAGUCUGGCAGUGUGCCUGGGACAACGCCCUGCUGGAGAACAAUGGGACAGGAAACGGGGGAAGGGUACAGCUUCCUAUACACAAUCUAUACACAGUCUAAUAGAAGUUCAUACAAAAACCUUUUAUGUGCAAAUAAAAAAUUAUGAAGGAAAUGUGUUGGACAGCCAGAGGGGUUCUGCUACAGUUUAAAUAUGCACCAAGUUGUCCAAUAAAUAAAUUUGAAGCUUUUAUAGAUAUUAAUAGAUUUAUGAGAAAAUGCUGUCUUAAAAAUUUUUUUAUGGAAAGAAACAGGAAGCAACCUUAGAGAUGACUAAUGAUGAUAACAUGACUAAACAGACAGAUUUUAAGAAAAAAAAUCAAAGUUUUAUCAUGAAUUUUUAAAAACCCAAAGUAUGAGAGUGUUUGAAAAAGCAUGUUUAGACAAAUUAUAUAAAAUAAAACCUCUCACUAAAUACGAUCAAAAUCUGACCUAUAAGGAGAGGCUAGCUAUUAAACAAUUGAAACAAAAGAGCUCAAUUGUAAUAAAACCCGCUGACAAGGGUGGAGGAGUAGUCAUUUUGGAUAAAGAUAUAUAUUUAAUGAAAUUGAAGAUUCAGUUUUAACCCAGCUUUCUCAAUACAUAGACUACUUCCUCCAACCACUCGUGAAAUCCUGUCCAGCCUAUUUAAAAGAUUCGAUGAGUCUUCUAAAUAUUUAAAACGAGUAUAAGUGGGAACAAGGAUAUUUUUUAGUCACAUGUGACGUGACGAGUCUAUACACUAUUAUUGAACAUCAAAGGGGGCUUGAAGCUGUCAAGUUUUAUCUUAAAGAAUCCAGGGAAUUUACAGAAGUACAAAUUUUAUUUUUAAUUAAAGGGAUUUUAAUGAUCUUAACCAAUAAUUAUUUCUGGUUCCAGAAUGAUUUUUAUCUUCAAAUUCGAGGAACAGCUAUGUUCGAGGAACAGCUAAGUUAUGCCAAUCUUUUCAUGUCAUUUUGGGAGAGAACUUUUAUUUACCAAGGACAUAAAUAUGGGGCAAACUUGGUCCUCUAUAAAAGAUAUAUAGAUUAUGUUUUUAUGGUAUGGAAAGGGACAGAGCUUGAAUUUAAUUUAUCUUAACCUCAACGAAUGGGGAAUUCAAUUGACUAAAAACAUCAGUUCUACCUCAAUAGACUUUUUGGAUCUUAACAUUUUUAUUUCCAAUAAUCAGGUCAAAACCAGAACUUUUUUUAAACAAGUUGAUAUUAACAGUUUUAUUGAUAUGAAAAGUUGCCACUAUGACCCUUGGCUAUGUAAUAUACCAAAGGGUCAAUUCCUACGUUUGAAACGAAAUUGCACAGAACAAAAAGAUUUUAACAAUCAGGAUUUUUAUUAUUCAAGUAACAUAGGUAUCCUUUAAAAGGCCAUCAAUAAAAACUGGCAUAUUCUUCAGCAGGAACAUGACGUUAAAGAAUUUCUGGUACAGAAGCCAAACUUUAUUUUUAGAAGUGCUAGGAAUUUAAAGCAAAUUUUAACCUCCAGUUAUAUAAAUGGGGAAGAAAAACAAACAUUUAUAGAUGAUUGGUCAAAGAAACAAAAAAGGCUUUUUCCACUGUGGAAACUGUAAUGCCUGUAAAAGUACCAGUUUUAACAAGAAAAAGAAAGAAACUUUUCACCUGUAACUAACAAACAAUAAAACAAUAUUCUGUACCUGCCUUCAUUUCAUGUGAAUCAAACAAUUUCAUUUACCUGUUAGAAUGUAAAUGCGGUCUACAAUAUAUAGGGAAAACCUCUAGAUCUUUAAAAAUCCAUAUAAAUGAACAUAUCAGAAACAUAAAGAAAGGUUUUCCGAACCAUAUUGUAUCCAAACACUUUUUAGAAAUACACCAGUCCAAUACUAAAAACCUAAAGUUUAUGGCUAUUCAAAAGGUUUCAAAUAAUUGGAGAGGUGGUGACAACGUCUUAAACCUUAGUAAAAAGGAAAGUUCCUGGAUUUGUGACCUAUAAACACUACACCCAAAGGGGUUAAAUUUAGAUUUUGACAUUGGUCCCAUUUUAUAAUUUAAUCUGUCAGCACUCUUCUAGUACCAUUUAAACUCUGAUUUGUAUUUAAUGUUUUUUGCACUAUUGAUUAAUGUUCAUCCCAUUUUAUUAUCAUUUAAAAAAAAUUUAACCCACUUUUUGAUGCCUAUUAUGCUGCUCAUUAAUGCUUAAUGAGUUUUCUAUAUACAUAUAUAUUUUUAUUAUGUCUUAUUUUUAUAUUUAAUUAUGUAUUGUAUUUAUUUACUAAAGAUGUGCUUUUUUCCCUUGCCCUCUCCUUUUUCUUCUAUGCCAAUUAUGAGUCAUAUUUAGCCACUUGCUAUGGACUCUAUACAAGUAGCCAAUCAUAUCUUCAGAAAGAAAAAUUGUUCCACCCUUUACUCAGAUGACUCGAACCGGAAACAACAUUAUUUAGAUGACGCGAACCGGAAAUUAUGUCCUUUCAACACACUACCGGAAGUCUCUAUUAAGGUGACGGAAACCGGAAGUGAUGUCCCGGCUUACCGUCAGAAGUCACAUGAUCGGACACGGACAUCCGAAAAACAUGGCCAUAGUGAGGAGGUCAACUGGCAUAGACUUGAUAGAACAAGGACUCCAUUUUAGAAGGGGAAUAAGGACCAGAAUCACCUUAUAUGGACUUUGAUAGGCGGGUUUUUGGAUUUUACACAUGUAUUUUUUAUUUUUGUAUUAGGUAUAUAAACAUGUCAUUGGUAUGUACCAUUAUUGCACCUGAGGAAGACCAAGAGAGUGGUCGAAAAGUGUUGUGCUUAUUUAUCAUUUAUUUAAAAUAAAGAUUUUAUUUAUACUUUUAUUUUGGUUCCUGAUUUUAUCCAGAUGGAAUUUGACUUCUGUUCCUGGGGGACCAUCAUAACCACAGCAUAGAUUCUGGAGUAUUCUACACACCAUUACAGUAGAGAGCCGACUUAUAUGGCUCUCUAGAUUGUGAGUGCUCCAAGUUAACUUUACAUUAUAUAUUGGUUAUAUGCAUAUUGCCCUAUGAUAGUUUUUUAUAUAUUACAGAUUUUACUACCAUUUAUCCACUGUGUGCGCAAAACCUCCUCUUCUUUUAUCCAACUGUAUGUAUGUAAGUGUUUUUAGGGUGACUAAAACACUGGUUUGGUUUUAGACACACUGGGACAUACUUUUAUAUUUCUAUAUAUAUACUGUUUAGCGCCACUUACCCACUUUUUGUGUCUUUUAAAAACCUGCAUUUUGUUUUAUCUUAAUACCAGGGGAUGCAUGUUUGUAACAUAUCAAACUCAUUCUUUGAGAAGAUCUGUAACUCUUGAUACGCAAGCAGUAAAGCAGGAGAAACUGAAAUCAUACAUUUACGUGUAUUCAGGUUCAGCUGAGCAGAAUAAUUUGCAAGGUAAGACACUUAUUUGGAUGCUGUUGUCAUUGUCAUGUAUUAUAGUGAUUUCUAUCAUACUCUUUAGUAAAACAGAACUAUAAUUGGUAAAUAAUUAUGCUAUUAUUGAUUUUCAGUUUAAUUGCUUAACCCAGUGUGAUAUUUCUUAUACUUAAAAAAAAUAACAUAAAAAAGUGAUACAUGAUGAUUGCAUUUGUAAAGUUUUAUUCCACAGUCUUGAUUUGCCAAACUCACUUAUUUAACAAUGUACUCUAUUAUUAUUGUUUUUAUAUUUAAUUUUUUGGUUUUGUAUCAGUUUCAAUAGUCAUAGAUUUUACUUUUUAGGUGUUCAUUGUUGAGCUCUAUUUGCCUUGACCUGUUUCUUUUUAUUGUUGUUUGUUUGUUUUAAUAUUUUGUGAAGUAUAAUUCUUAUUUCAGUGUAGUACCCUAAAAGAUUCCUUAUUUUGUUGUAUUAUUGUGAUUACUGAUGUUUGUUCAUUAGUAUUUUUGCUUCAUAGUAUAAUAAUGUUAUUCGCUUCACCUUCACCAUGGUUUUAAUGUUGUGGCUGAUCAGUGUAUAUGCACUACUACUGUCUUUUAGAUAAAAACCAGUGGGCUUGGAGUUAAUUGUGUGCCAAGGUAUUUGAAUACUUUAGCUUAAUGAACCAGUUUUGGUGUAUAGAUCAUGCCCCUGCAGUCUCACUCCUAAAUUCUCUGCCAUUCAGUAGUUUAAUCACAUUUGUUUCUGUCCAUGGAGUCCUCGCCACACCUCUCCUGGCUAUGAAUUAAACAGCCUGCAUGAGCAAAAUAGUUUAAAUUUCAAUCACAUGUUAACUUACUUUAAAUGUUUUUAUCUCCUGCUCUGUAAAUUGAAAUUUACUCAUAAGGCUCCUGCAAGGUCUAGAAGGCUAUUAACAGAGCAAAGAGAUAAGACAUUCUCAAUUUAAAAAAAAUGGCAAUAAAGGAAGCUUGAACAUUUCAUGGCUGUAUACAGGAAGUAUUUAGGAAUGCUGUGUGUAAGCAUCCAUGCCCGCUCUCCUCCUCUCUUUCCUCCCCCCCCUCUCGCCCUGGAUUUCACUCAGCUGCUGGGGAACGAGACCAGUUGUCUCCCCUCCCAAUAACUCACACUGCCGAUGGGUAAUGAGAACGAGUCUCGGUUCCCAUGAACUCCCACUGCCACAGGGUUGCGAAGUCCAUUGAGUCUCCAGUCUCUGGAACAUGCGGCUGUGCUGUUUCGAAUAGUCACCUGUAGUCCUACUCAAUCUGCCACUCCAGGUUAACCAGAUGGGUCAGAUCAGGCUGUAGUUCUGCUAUUUCAGCAAGGUCCAAGAGGUCUUCCUAUGGAACUUUCCUUUCCCCUCUCUGUUAGACUUUCACCCAAUCUCCACUCCUUCAAGAAAUCUUUGAAAACUUACUUCUUCAGGAAAGUAUCAAUUAAACUGUGAACAGUGUUCUCUCCCUGCACCUUGAUUCCUCUCCUGCAACUGCCAUCAAAACAAAACAUUAUGCCCUCAGUGAAUACUAUCCUAGCAACCUACUUUUCUACUCUACCCUUACCUUUUGUGUCACUAUACCCCCUCCCUCUAGCAUGUAAGCUCAUUGAGCAGGGCCCUCAAUCCCUGUUGUUCCUGUUUGUCCAAAUUGUCUGGUUACAAAUACAUGUCUGUUAUUCCACCCAUUGUACAGCGUCAUGGAAUAUUGUUGGCAUUUUAGAUAUAAUAAUAAAAUUAAUAAUAAUAAUAAUAAUAAUAAUAAUAAUAUGUUUUAAAGAUUGCCAGUGGUACAUCACAUGGCAGCAUCUUCUUAAAUAAUUGAAACUUCUCCUUAGCGUUUAAAUCAAAAUUUGAAGGCGAUUGCUAUUUAUACAUGCUUUAAUUAUAGGUUAAAGGAGAUUGUCUUUUGUUCAGUAUGGGUGGCCUAUUGUAGUUUGCUCUGAACUUCAGCAAUAUUUUAAAGGAAGGAAUGAAGUUGUGCAUGACUCUGGCUGUCUUUUUUGGGGUUCAUGGGUAAUUUAGCUGCAAAUUAGUAUUUGAUAAAAAAGUUAGCCAUGAAGCAAAGAGCACAGAAAUAUGUUUGGUGGCCUCCAUUGAAUACUGAUAUCUCUUCUUUUGUAGCUGCUUGCAAUAUACAUGCACAGACUCAGUGGAUUCUGACCAGAGAUUACUCUAAGAUUUUGCAAUAGCUGACUGAACCUUAGACAAGAUUCAACCCUCUGUAGUCUAUGCAGGGGCGUAGGUCUCCCUCUUUUUUGGAUACAAAAAAGAAACCAGCCCCGGCCAGAGAGGAAGAACUACGUAUAAAACCCUUCACUAAUGAAUCUCUAACAUACUAAUCCUUGAUGGUAUUCUCCUGGGAAGACAAGGGAUAAAUCCUUCUUUUGUUUAUCCCUUGUCUUCCCAGGGACCAGGUAGGAGAUCUAUGGCACAAUCAUAAGGUGGUAAUCUGUCUGCCUCCCUCCUAUCAAACACCACCUUAAGGUGUAUGUAAGAGAAGGCUAUGUGUAGACAGUGGUGGAGUAGUAGGAACAUUAAUGUUAUGAACAGGUGUAAUCUUUUUUUUGCAUUUCUCCUGACACGUAUCACUCCAUGAUAAUAUUAUCUCCAGUAAAUAGUGGGGUUAUGCAGACAUAACCAAGGAUAACCUAGUACUACAGAGGAAAAAGGGGAGGUGAUUACCUGAAAACAUAACAUCUCUGUGUGUAACAGACCAGACCGCAUAGUCAACUGUUCUGUCUUAUGAUUGAUUCAUUGAUAAUAUAAAGGUCUACCAUCUAUGGCCUCAACGGCCAAAGGUGCCCUCUUCUUUCUUAUGGGUGGUAAGUGGGUCCUGACAAAGCCCCUGUCUAUAAAAUUAUUAGCUGCUCCAGAAUCUACCAGCGCUAAAAUGGGCCUCUGUCUAUACCAGGCUGGGUCUGAGGGGUGCAUACAACUUGGUACGCAUGGUACUUCAUGAGUGGAAAACUGCCUUUAACUCCAGAAGAGGGCAUUAUGAAUAUGCAGUCAUGCCUUUCGGCCUAUGCAAUGCACAUUUCUAAGGUUUUACAAACACUUCUCGACAAUGGUCUCUUUUGUAAACUAGAAAAGUGUUUGUUUGAUCUCUUGAAUUAUGUUAUCUCGGCUUCUGGAUUCAGCAUGGAUCCUAAGAAGUUUUCAGCUGUUGUUGAUUGGCCUCUGCCUUAGGGAUUAAAACCAAUCCAGAGGUUCAAAGGGUUUACCAACUAUUAUAGAAGGUUUAUAAAAAAUAUUUCUACCAUUAUAGCCCCUAUCACGAACCUCACUAAGAAGGCUGUGAACCACUAUGUUUGGCCCCCUGAGGCAAUGGAAGCCUUCGAGAACCUGAUAAUAGCGUUUGUUUCUGCUGCUGUCCUCAGACUUCCUGACGCUUCACUUCCUUUUGUAUUGGAAGUAGAUGCUUCUGAGGUAGGAGUAGAGGCUAUUCUUGACCAGCGCUUGUAGCCUUGAAGGAGUGGAGACAUCUCCUAGAAGGUGCAAAAGGUCUCAGUUGGCCAGGGUAGGUGCCACACCUUUUCCCCCUCAGUGGUACACAUUGGAACAAGCAAUAAGUGCACCACAUUCAAUAAAAGACCAAAUCACACACAGUACCCAUGUAACGUCAAAAUGUUGGCUAUAACGAAAUUGUCAUUAUUAUUAUGGCAUAAAUGGGUUCUAAAAAUGGUAUAAUUACCGAUAGGUAUGUAUGCCACUUUGCAGAGUUUGCAAUACCACAAACGUGAACUGUCUCUAGGGAAUUGGAGCCAGAGCGGUAUACAGUUGCAAGAAAAAGUAUGUGAACCCUUUGGAAUGAUAUGGAUUCCUGCACAAAUUGGUCAUGUGAUCUGAUCAUCAUCUAAGUCACAACAAUAAAUAAUCACAGUCUGCUUAAACUAAUAACACACAAAGAAUGAAAUGUUGCCAUGUUUUUAUUCAACACACCAUGUAAACAUUCACAGUGCAGGUGGAAAAAGUAUGUGAAACCCUAGACUAAUGACAUCUCCAAGAGCUAAUUUGAGUGAGAUGUCAGCCAACUGGAGUCCAAUCAAUGAGAUGAGAUUGGAGGUGUUGGUUACAGCUGCCAUGCCCUAUAAAAAACACACACCAGUUCUGGGUUUGCUUUUCACAAGAAGUAUUGCCUGAUGUGAAUGAUGCCUCGCACAGAAGAGCUCUCAGAAGACCUACGAUUAAGAAUUGUUGACUUGCAUAAAGCUGGAAAGGGUUAUAAAAGUAUGUCCAAAAGCCUUGCUGUUCAUCAGUCCACGGUGUUACAAACUGCCAUUUGUAACUGUUAUUUUAUUUGACAAAUUGUCCUGCUUCCCUGUGUUAUGGAGAAGCCUAAUUGCCAGCCUUCUACCCCAUGACUAUGGACCUAGUGUGUAUGGCGAUUUGACUGUAUUUGUGGGAUCUGAGCGCUGUUUGGAUAUAUUGAGCGCUCAGAUCCAAGCCAUCUGGGGAUAGGUUGAAUGUGGGGGUUCUGUUCAGUUCAAUAGGAGUUAUGUAUUUUUGUGUCUUUUUGUGUCUUUUGCUAACAUGUGGUUAAUGGAGUCUGCCUCUAUCCCUGGAUAAUUGGAUUACUUUCCCCAUUGUCCAGGAUAGAGGCCUCUGUAAAACCGGUUUGGGCCAGAAAACCAUGCUGCCAGCCAGGCCCCAAAAGACACUUUUGCUAACUUUUGAACCCCUUGUCUGAUUUGUGCCAUUUUUAAUAUGUUGCUCCCCUUAAUGGAUUGAUUCCAAAUAUGUAAUUUUUAUGAAGAUUGGAUGUGUAGUUUGGAAGUUAUAGUACAUGUAUAAAAACUGUAUUUUUACUGCCUGUGUUUAAUUAUGUUAACCCAUUGUGUGCCAUAAUUAGAUCACAGGCAGAGGGGAGGAUUUUUGUGUGUAAUUGCUGGGAGUGUUUCUGUAAUGUACGUUUAUGAUUGGUUAUUCUGUAAACCCCUGUGGGUGGUCCUAUCUCAGGGAAACCUGCAUAAAAGAAGGCCCUUUGGUGCCAAGUAAACAGAUCUUCUUGACCCUCAAUACGUAGCCUUGUCUCGUUAUUGGAGGGAACUGCUAUAUCACACUGGGGAUUGCUAUGCUCUGCAUACUCCCCUGAGCUUUUAAUCACUUAGCUCUUUUAAGAGCUGUUCCUGUUACGCUCUCCUGGAGGAGAGGUCUUCCCCACACGGUCCUGGAGGACAGUAGCUGAUCCAGGGUGGAAGGAAGACGGCGAGACUCCAGUUAAGCUACAGCGGUUGUGGAGUCUGCGGUGGUUGUGGUGUCUGCUGCAGUGUUUGGAGUCCUCAGGAAGCGCUAGGAGCAUCCAUCAACGGAGGGUACUCAGUCGGAGUACAGGGAGCUCCGUUACAUUGGUGGCAGCGGUGGGAUGGCGUCCUAGUGCGAGGAGAAGCAGCUCGGAGACACUGGUAUCGUAUGAGAGGUUAUUGAGGGCAACGCUAGCCACUGUGCAGCGUCCCUAACUACAGCAGCAUGGAGCAGGGAUGGAUAGAGCCCUGCGAAGAGCACCUCAACAUGAUACGUCGCUACGAGGACGACGCUUACAUUGAGGAGGUAAAGAGGCGGUUGGUCUGCUAUGGCCCAGACCUUUCGAACGAGGUGGUCCACCAAGUAAUGCGCCAGUUGAGUGCUGAGAACAGUGCGGCAAUGGCCUUUGAGCGACAACUGUGGAGGUUGAGGAUAUGGACACCUAGUCUCCAGCGGCAGUGCAAGUUACAGGGAGCCGAAGGUGUCGUCCUUCCUCCCCAGCGGCAGUGCAAGUUACAGGGAGCCGAAGGUGUCGUCCUUCCUCCCCAGCAGCAGUGUGAAUUACAGGGAGCCGAAGGUGUCCUUCCUCCCCAGCGGCAGUGUGAAUUCCAGGGGGCCGAAGGUGUCGUCCUUCCCCCCCAGCAGCAGUGUGUCCUACAGGGAGCAGAGACAGUUGGUCUCUCUCUCCAGCAGCAGGACAAUGUUAUGGGAGUGGAGACAGGCGGUCUCCCUCUCCAGCGGCAGCCUGUGUUUCAGGGAGAGGAGCACAGCACCCUAUCUCCCCAGCGGCAGCUUACCCUACCAAGGGGAGACACCAAUCUCCCAGAUGGCGCAGAGGGGACCGUGGUCUCUGUGCCCGACCUGCAGGGAUGCUGGACAGCCUGUCCAGAUCCCCAACUACCCUCACAGGGACAACAGGAGGAGGGGGUAAGUACGAAUUCCCCUCCCCAGCUAACUCCUAACUUGGCCCCAGGGUUAACAGUGGAGAUGUUAACCCCCACUGACCCCCACGUUCCCCUGGCUACUGAGCCGGACUAUGUCCCAAGCCCCCCAGCGGAAGAGCUGGCAGCUGGGCAGAGUGCAGUCGGCCUCUGCCCUCCCUUUGUCCCUUGUCCAGAGCCUGAUGUCCUGCAGGCUAUACCAGCGGAAGAUCUGGCAGCUGGGCAGAGUGCAGUCGGCCUCUGCCCUCCCUGUGUCCCUUGUACAGAGCGUGACAUUCUGCCGGCUACCCCAGCGGAAGAGCUGACAUCAGGGCAGAGCGCCGCUGGCCUCUGCCCUACCGACCCCCUUGUUACAGGACUGGUCUGCAACCCCCUCUCCCCAGCAGAAGUGCGGGCAUCAGGGCAGAGCGCCGCUGGCCUCUGCCCCCCAAGUACCACCAGCUAUUUGCCCAGCUGCACCAGGAAGGCAGAGGAUGCUGCAUUUUCAUCCUACACCUGGAACCUACAGGCCAGUACUGUUUAUUGUGGGGGCUACUUUGCUACUUGUUAUUUGUGGGUGGGCUGCGAGACUAACUUAGGCACUGACCGACAGGAGGUCAGGUGCCUGGUUAGUCUCCCUCCAAAAGGGGAGAUAUGUUACAAACUGCCAUUUGUAACUGUUAUUUUAUUUGACAAAUUGCCCUGCUUCCCUGUGUUAUGGAGAAGCCUAAUUGCCAGCCUUCUGCCCCAUGACUAUGGACCUAGUGUGUAUGGCGAUUUGACUGUAUUUGUGGGAUCUGAGCGCUGUUUGGAUAUAUUGAGCGCUCAGAUCCAAGCCAUCUGGGGAUAGGUUGAAUGUGGGGGUUCUGUUCAGUUCAAUAGGAGUUAUGUAUUUUUGUGUCUUUUGCUAACAUGUGGUUAAUGGAGUCUGCCUCUAUCCCUGGAUAAUUGGAUUACUUUCCCCAUUGUCCAGGAUAGAGGCCUCUGUAAAACCGGUUUGGGCCAGAAAACCAUGCUGCCAGCCAGGCCCCAAAAGACACUUUUGCUAACUUUUGAACCCCUUGUCUGAUUUGUGCCAUUUUUUAAUAUGUUGCUCCCCUUAAUGGAUUGAUUCCAAAUAUGUAAUUUUUAUGAAGAUUGGAUGUGUAGUUUGGAAGUUAUAGUACAUGUAUAAAAACUGUAUUUUUACUGCCUGUGUUUAAUUAUGUUAACCCAUUGUGUGCCAUAAUUAGAUCACAGGCAGAGGGGAGGAUUUUUGUGUGUAAUUGCUGGGAGUGUUUCUGUAAUGUACGUUUAUGAUUGGUUAUUCUGUAAACCCCUGUGGGUGGUCCUAUCUCAGGGAAACCUGCAUAAAAGAAGGCCCUUUGGUGCCAAGUAAACAGAUCUUCUUGACCCUCAAUACGUAGCCUUGUCUCGUUAUUGGAGGGAACUGCUAUAUCACACUGGGGAUUGCUAUGCUCUGCAUACUCCCCUGAGCUUUUAAUCACUUAGCUCUUUUAAGAGCUGUUCCUGUUACGCUCUCCUGGAGGAGAGGUCUUCCCCACACGGUCCUGGAGGACAGAAGCUGAUCCAGGGUGGAAGGAAGACGGCGAAACUCCAGUUAAGCUACGGCGGUUGUGGAGUCUGCGGUGGUUGUGGUGUCUGCUGCAGUGUUUGGAGUCCUCAGGAAGCGCUUGGAGCAUCCAUCAACGGAGGGUACUCAGUCGGAGUACAGGGAGCUCCGUUACACACGGUAAGACAAAUUGUCUAUAAAUGGAGAAAGUUCAGCACUGCUGCUACUCUCCCUAGGAGUGGACGUCCUGUAAAGAUGACUGCAAGAGCACAGCGCAGACUGCUCAAUGAGGUGAUGAAGAAUCCUAGAGUGUCAGCUAAAGACUUACAAAAGUCACUGGCAAAUGCUAACAUCCCUGUUAGCAAAUCUACAAUACAUAAAACACUAAACAAGAAUGGAUUUCAUGGGAGGAUACCACAGAGGAAGCCACUGCUGUCCAGACAAAACAUUGCUGCACGUUUACAGUUUGCACAAGAGCACCUGGCAAAAUAUUCUGUGGACAGAUGAAACCAAAGUUGAGUUGUUUGGAAGAAACAUACAACACUAUGUGUGGCGAAAAAAAGGCACACCAACAUCAAAACCUCAUCCUAACUGUGAAGUAUUGUGGUAGGGGCAUCAUUGUUUGGGGCUGCUUUGCUGCGUCAGGGCCUGGAUGGAUUGCUAUCAUGGAAGGAAAAAUUAAUUCCCAAGUUUAUCAAGACAUUUUGCAGGAGAACUUAAGGCCAUCUGUCUACCAGCUGAAGCUCAACAGAAGAUGGGUGUUGCAACAGGACAAUGACCCAAAGCAUAGUAAAUGUAAAAUUAAAUCAACAACAGAAUGGCUUAAACAGUAGAAAAUAUGCCUUCUGAAGUGGCCCAGUCAGAGUCCUGACCUCAACCCGAUUGAGAUGCUGGGGCAUGACCUCAAGAAAGCGAUUCACACCAGACAUCCCAAGAAUAUUGCUGAACUGAAACAGUUCUGUAAAGAGGAAUGGUCAAGAAUUACUCCAGCCCAUUGUGCACGUCUGAUCUGCAACUACAGGAAACAUUUGGUUGAAGUUAUUGCUGCCAAAGGAGGUUCAACCAGUUAUUAAAUCCAAGGGUUCACAUACUUUUUCCACCUGCACUGUGAAUGUUUACAUGAGGUGUUCAAUAAAAACAUGGCAACAUUUCAUUCUUUGUGUGCUAUUAAUUUAAGAAGACUGUGAUUGUCUAUUGUUGUGACUUAGAUGAUGAUCAGAUCACAUUUUAUGACCAAUUUGUGCAGAAAUCCAUAUCAUUCCAAAGGGUUUACAUACUUUUUCUUGCAACUGUAAAAAGAGUAAUACAAAUACUAGGAUCCAACAAUUUUCAGACCUGCAUGUUACAGUUGCCCCAGGCUAGCUGAGGUUUGGACCAUAGAAGGAUGAUCCUAGCGCUCACCAAGGACCAUCAGCUCUGCACCGGACACUAUAACCACCGCAGACCCCACGAACCGCCGCAGCUUGGUUAGGGUCUUGCUGUCUCCUACCCACCCUGGACCUUCGACAAGGCUCCAGGUUCCAGUGGGUGAACCUCUCUUCCUCUCAGAGAGCGAAGCAGGAACAGGAACAAGCUCUUAUAAGAGCUCAGUGAAUCUAAGGGAGUAUGAAGAGCAUAGCAAUCCUUAUGUUACAAAAAGAUAUUGACAGUUAGCCGACCUCUUAAAUUCGGUUACACAGAAAAGUGGGAAAAAGAACUUGGUAGUAAGAUAGAACCAAGCAUAUAGCUGUCCCCUCCAAACACGAGUUGAGGCUGCGAAUGGAGGGUCAAGUAGAAUUGCUUUAAUCAGCACAAAAGCAUUUCUUAUAUACAGUUUUCCCCGCAAGGUUACCACCCACGUGGACCUUGUGGAGUCACAACAGCCAAUCAAAGCAGUAUUGUACAGUUAGAUACUCCCAGCUAAUGUACACAAACCCUCCCCUUUGCCUGUGAUACAAUUAACAAAGACAAUGGACUAACUCCGUUACCACAGGCAGAAAAUAUCCAGUUUUACCCAAAGUCCAGAAACACCCCAAAACAACAACAUAUCCUACAUCCCUGGAUAGCCCUGAUCUGGGUGAACAACAUAUCCAAAAAUCAUCCAGUUCAGAGCAGGGGUUCAAAAGUUUUAUGGAAGUCACAUUUGACUAACCGCAAGCAUGGCUUUCAUGCCCAAAAUAGUUCCACAGAUUUAGGCUGUGCGGCCGGUCUAUCUUCUCCUCUGUUCUGCAGAUAAUUGGCUUAAGUAGUUUUGGUAAGCCAAUUAUCUCCAGGUACAGGAAAUAUCUCUAAGUCCAAAAACUGUUACAAAAACCACAUAAAAAUACAUAACUCUUAAAAUACAAUGUUUAACCUAUAUGUCCAACAUAUUCCCAGAUAGCUUGGAUCUGAGCGCUUCAAUAUGUCCAAUGUUAAAAGUGCCCUAUAGUACAAGGAAGGGUGGGGUCAGACAAAAGCAAGGGCUGAUGAGAGAUUGAGGAGGGACAAAGCAGCCAGUUUCAACUGGUCUGGUAGUGUCCCUGGGACAACGACCUGCUGGAGAACAAUAGGACAGGAAAAACGGGUAGGGGAAGAGGCACAUUUCCCAUGGAAGUGACUUUUUAGCAUGUCUUUUUGCAGGGCCCAUACUCUUGGGGCAGGAGGCUGGCAAUCAGGCCCCUCUAGAAGCCAGUGGCGAAGGGUAGUUCGUCACACUGCUGUCUACUUAUGCAUUGCCAAGCAAAGAAUUGUUUACAUACCUUCGAAUAAAACAUAUUCGAAAAGAAGGAUAAAUUUGCAGGAGUGGAGUUAAAUAAGCUUCAGGAUAUUGAUAAAUUGUGUCUAGGAGUUGGUGUUUUAACGAGGCACUUGUCCUUAUGUUACAAAAAGAUAUUGACAGUUAGCCGACCUCUUAAAUUCGGUUACACAGAAAAGUGGGAAAAAGAACUUGGUAGUAAGAUAGAACCAAGCAUAUGGUAUGCGGUAAUGGUGGGGGGUGCAAAUGGCCACCCAUUGUUUAGACCAUAUCGACUCAGCCUAUAAAUUGUGGAUGAGGUGGUAUCUUACGCCUCAAUGCCUAGCCCAUAUUUACCCUGGAGUUCCCCCUAUUUGCUGGCGAUGUGGUAAGGAGAUAGGCACUUUAAUUCAUACCUUUUGGCAAUGCCUAGUUUUAACAAACUUUCGGCAGCAGGUACAGGCGUUUAUAAUACACGCUACGUCUUUAUCGCUUCCUCUUCGUCCAGAGAUUUAUUUGCUACAUAUGAUUCCCAAUACUUUCCCGAAGCACGCUGUUACGUUAGCUGUGCAUGUGCAAUUGGCAGCAAAGACUUGCAUAGCAGGACUUUGGAAAUCACAGAGUAAACCUGAUAUCAUGUUAGUUACAGACAAAAUAAACCGAACAAAAAAAUAUGAGGAAAUGGCACAUAAAAUCAUGGGUAUGUUGGAUAAAUUUAACCGAACAUGGGGACAGUGGCACGAUUAA
Molecule: messenger RNA, 77469 nt
Organism: Pelobates cultripes (western spadefoot toad)
Lineage: Eukaryota; Metazoa; Chordata; Amphibia; Anura; Pelobatidae
Source: the annotation of a GenBank genome assembly